AUGCUUCGAAUCAAAUUUAACGUCAGAUCGACGGCGGACAGACGCGGGCAGCCACAAGGACAGAUCGAGGUAAUUUAACAUCAGAUAAAAGAACAGAGAUGAGGAUAACUCGCCGUUUGAUAAGAAAACCAGUCAAGCAGCGUGUUGAGUUUCAAGGACUCAUUUGCCACUGUUGAUCGAAAAGACUCCCGAUACAACGUAAUUUCGCUUUACUUCUAGUACGGCAUGAUCUCCUUAUCUCUGUUUAAAGAUAUGUGAUAAUAUUUUAGAGGGGUAAAGAAAUUUUUACUCUUUGAGGAAAAUCUAAAACAACAUGUGAGAUGAUUUACUUUGCGCGCACUACGCCUUAUCAGUUUACGAAUCUGACCUCACAGACAUUCAUCAACACAUAUCCGGUCAUUUGUUAACAUGUUUUCCUUUUCUUACAUUUCCUUUCUUUAACUCGACACGAAAAACGAGGGUAGCUACCGGAAUUUUAUAUCCUUGAAAAGUAGCUGAUAGUUUUGGUCCAUGGUGAUAGCGCGUGAGGUAUUUUAGCGAGGACUCCAUCUUGGACUUUACCGACUUCUCUUUCAUCACACAAUUAGUUGAAGAAAAAUUGGGCCAGAUAUCCGAGAUAAUAACUAAGCGAGAACGUAAGAAGCUUUCUAUCUUGACCUAGAGAUGAAGGCCUCAUUAAACGAAUCGAUCAAUGUAGGCUAUCUGCGCCGUUUGUCUUGUAGACCGCUUUUUCUUUUGCGGUUGAGGCCACGAAAUGUUCGGCGUGCUCUCCCAUCCAAGCAUGCUUACCUAUCUAGGAUUGUUGAUGUAAUAUUUUCACGCAUUAUCACUUAAAAAGGAAACAGAAAACCUCCUUAACUAUGGAUUACUUUAUUACUCUUCUUCUCUUCAAUGUGAAGAUUAAAAAAGGUUACAAAAGGUUUCAAAAUUAAUUUUGUAUCAGCAACUUUGUCCCCGAAAAACGAGUGCUAUUGGUCGAUGUGAGAGAGAUUUCAAGCCACAGAAUUUCGUUCGCAGACUCAAUGGCAGACACCUUUAUGCCUUAAAUAUACAGGAAAUAGCCAACGAUUCCUUAAAGCUUCUUUGUGGCUGAAUCAGAAUGCAACCACAAAAUAAGCUGUUAUAAAAAAGGUAUUUCACAGGCAAAAAAAUGGGAAGUGUUUCCGGUUGUUCGAACGAAAAGUGGAUGGCUUUAUCCCUACCACGGAUUAAGCGGCCUCCAACGAAUAAGCGAUAAAAAAGUAGCCUUAGACUAUUUACAGGGUAGAGCGUUAAAGCGUUUACAAAUAGGAAUAAGUAUGGACCAAGCCAUUUUCAGGGUUCAAACAAACAUUGUGUUUUAGCGCUCAUCAGGUGAUACUUCAAUUCUGCGCCCCAGAUUCCGCGGCCCCGCUUGUUUGGACUUCGACAUUGGGAGACCACCUGGUACACAGUUAGUAUCAUUUUGUACAGCUUAAUAAACUAAAUAACAUUAAAAGAAAGUACUGCCGAGUUGCCUUCAUUUUACUGUUCACAAUUCAGAAUUUUUUAGCUCAGAGUCAAAAGUGAGAUCCACCUUUCACAGCAUGAUGUUGACAGACCUACAGGAAAGGACUGCUCAGUGGACAAGCUUUCAUCUUUAGUAUUUCACCCAAAGACCCAAAAGUUAGAAACACCUUGUACAACAUGCAUUCUCACAAGAGAGAACAGUGCUCAGCAGUUUCUGUGGAUGAUCGCUCUCUUAAGGAUUUUAUCCACGGAAUCAAAGAACCACCCUAUACAGCAUACUGCCCAGUAGUUUUCAUUUGAAUGAUCACGCUUUUGAAUUUUAUCGACAAUUUCAAAGUUAGCUCUAACCUUGUACAGAACCAUGUGAAAGUACUGAGUUCAACGUUGCUUUUAUGGUCCCACACUUCACUUGGCUAGAGCAUAAUAAACUACAGACAGUUUCCUAGUAAGUCAGUCAGUCAGUCAGAGGCUCUGUAGCCGGACUGGAAAAAACAAUCGGACGAGAACCUUUUAGAAAUCUCGAUCUUUGCUCGAUUCUUGUGUCUAGCUCGGUCAUGCCCCUAUCGCGAGAGCUGCAUGACUAUCCCGGCCCCGGGAUGACUGCAUUAUGACUCGUGGAGUCAUCAUGGAGCAUUAUUCAGUACCUAGAUUAAAAAGCGUAAAGAUCUCAGUUCUGUUGAUGUGUUUCACGAGAGGUCGAUCGUUACGUCGGUACGUUUCACUAACACAGAAAACAAAGCCUGUAGAGCAGAACUUGGCCGAUACCCUCUAUCUAUAGACGUAAAGGCCUCCCUUUUAUGUUACUGGCAAAAACUAGAACAGAAAUCAGACAACCCUCUCUUAAAUGAAGCUUUUAUUUACGCAAGAAAUCACAGACAGUUUUAUGAUUUAUUAAAUAGGGACGAAACAAUACAAGUGCACUACGAAAACGAGGUAAUAAAAAACCAGCAAUGUGUUAAGAGCACUCGUUCUAGCAUUAAACAACAGCUGCAGAAAAAAUUUUCUCAAGAUUGGUUUAAAGCUCAAAACGACAUUUCGGAUAGCUCUAGACAAAAAAAAUACAAACAAGGAAAUUAAAAAAGAUUAUCACUUGGAAGAAUACCUAAAGAUAGUUAGAAAUCCAGCUCAUAGAAUCAUUAUGACUAAACUGCGAUUGGGAGUCCAUACUUUACGUAUUCAAACAGGGAAAUAUGAAAAUAAAGGAGCUUCUAUACCGGGAGAGGAAAGGCUUUGUUUGGUUUGCAAAAGAAACUGCGUAGAAGACGAGAAACACUUCUUAAUUGAUUGUACUGAAUACGAGAGUCUUAGACAGCAACUUUAUUUUCAUAUUUGUAAAAAUGAUGCAACCUUCAUCAAUUUAACAGAUCAUGAUAGAACGUUACAUUUACUCAGAUUGGACAAUGACAAAACUUCACAUAUUAUAGCCAAAUAUGCCCAUCUAAUGUUUAAAAAACGAAAACAGUUCCUGAGUAAAAAAUCCAAUUGAUUAGGUAAUUAAAUUAUAGUAUAAUUAUUAUCGAAAUAGUAUAUGCCGUAUAAUUUUGUUGUUUUCGUUCAUAUUUCUUUCUUUCUUUUUAAAUUUGUUGUAGUUGAAAAAAAAACCUUUAUUGUAACUAGACCGAUGCCUCCCUUUGGAGAGUAAGGCGCAAUAAAGAUAUACUAUACUACUAUACAACUACAGACUAGUAAACUAGGUGAAAACCUCAUGCAGAGGCAAACAGAACCAACACAACAUUAAGGGUAGUUUGAAUUCAGAUUUUCGCUGACUGCAAAUAAUACUAGCAGUGAUCGAGGGGCGGUGUCACGGAUUUCUUCUCGUUCAUUUUGCUAAUAUUGCAAAUCAUACGACAUUAUUGGGAGUGGAACUUAUUGUUAGCGACGAAAUUACUGGCAAAUUAUAAAAUAAAAGCUUCACUGUGUGUCAUUUGAAAUGUGUCUUCCAAGCAUUAAAUCAAACGUUACAGACAACAAAACCACAAUUUUCUAUCCGCUUCAAUCUUGAUCAGGUUUCAGUCCAUCCGUGCCGUCUUAAAUUUGUAUUUGCUGUGCUAUUUAUACCUUCUUUUAUUGUUUUGAGCUGUUAUUUUUAUGUUUCACUCAGUUUAGUGGAACCUGCCACUAUUUAAAAUUUGAUGAAUUUCGUGACACAGCUUCUUUAAUGCCAUCCCUAUAAAGAUCUAUAAACUGUUUCCCAUCGCUCGACCGACCCAUCUUCUCGGCGAAAAAGUAACGAAAAAAUCCAAUAAGCAUCAUCCUACUUUCUAAAUCGUCUUUACCUUGAUUCGACCUUCGGUACGAACGAAACAUUUUAUGGAGAUGGCCAAACUGAAGGUCGUGCGACUCGCUGCACCAUGAGAUAGUAGUGUUUGACCUUGUCCAGUGGUUUGGCCUGUGCCGAUUUUUAGCUAUUUUUGGUAACCCCACAAAGAUAUGAAAAAAAAAAAAAGAAAGAAAGAAAAGAAAACAACCAAAACUUUCAAAUGAAAUCGUUCAAACGUUUUUUUUUCGUGUUACAAGUUUUAGGUUAUCAAAACUGAAAGGGGACAUAAUUAAGUGGCACUCUACAGUGCAGUCUUCGUUUGAAUUAAGUACGUUUCAUGUGGGUCUCACUACGAUUUCCAAAACAAAAUCGCAUACCGGAUGCGUGACGAUUGGACUACCGGGGUGAAAUUAAUCGCUCUUUAAUUCCUUAAACUGACAGGCAACAUGCUUCUAAAUUUUAAGCGUAUUCAGAGGGGGUAAGAACGUGCUGUAUUUGGACGUAUUUAUUAAAGUUUAUCACUUGGGACAAAAGUUAUUUGGAGUAACGUAUCUUUGUUUAUGUCAGUUUUCAUGCCAUUUUGUUUUUGAAAUGAAUGUUCCAACAGAUGGUUACGUGUUUCGAUCCGGUAAACAGAUAAUCUUAUAAUAUAUGUGAUUGCUUAUACUGCCACGCCGCCUUGUAUAAGCUGCAUAAAACGUGAUAGAAGUACAAUGUUGAAAAUUUCAAAAAUAACUCCCAUGGAGAUUAUCGUAAUUGUUUGCUUUUUUACAUACUAUUCCUGCUCUUGCAGUUUUAAAAGCGCUCGUUUCGUCUUGAUUUACCAGUCGAUGCAUUUUGGCACAGCUUUCUCUGAUUGCAAUUCAAUUAAAGAUGACGGCCAUGCAUGUGGCGCCAUGACGUACCAUGACGUCAUCAGGUCAUUGCGUCAUGUAAAUAUAACCCCAAAACAGGGUGCGUUUUUUUGCGAGAAUCCAAAAACGGAUUUGUGAUCUCAGAUCAUACGAAUUCUUCACUGCCAGAUAAAACGGAAGAUUCGUGGGAAAAAAACAACACUCCUCAUGGCGAAGACGAGAAGAAAAAGCAACAUAAGCUAUGAAUGAAUGUAUGCGAAAUGUUUUUAUUUGGGUUUGAAACUCAAACGUUCUUCGAAUAGAACACACUCCUUAGGAUAGUAAAAUUAUAAGAAUUUAAAACUGAAGCCGCUGAACUGUUUUUUUUUUAUUACUUGGAAAAUAAACCAGCGUAAGCAGGCAUUACAUACGUACAAAAAACAUGACAAGUAAGGGUUUGAAAACAGUCUACCAAUAAUCUGAAUAGAUGACAAACAUGGAAUAAUAUGUAACUCAAAAUUAAUAAGGCGCGCCCCCAACAUAGGUUCAUUUAGAAUGUCAUACAUGUAAGACAUCAGUUACGCACUACUUUUUUUGGAAAAACUGCUUGUCAAAAGUACUUUUUUCAAAUCCUCUCCCAAAAAAACGUUCAGAUUGUGAAUCUCAAAAAUCCGGAUUUCGAUUUGAUCCGAAGAAUCCACCCUGAGUGUGGAUUUUAUGGAUUCAUGAUCCGUUUAUGGAUUUGCCCAAAAAAACGCAAACUCCGUUUUUGGAUUCGGAAAUACGGAUUUGGAUUUUUCCAAAAAAAUGCACCCACAAUCUAUGGAGGUCUCUUUUUCGAUUUGAAGGGAGCCUAAAAAUAAACCCGUGCGAAACGCAGAUAGCUUGAAAGUUGCAUUUGUCAGGAAUGGAGAUUACCAUUGAUAGUUUUUGUCUGAAUGACUUUAUCAUUGAGGCUUAAAAUUAUCUCUUAAUUUAAUUGCGUGGUGCUCCCCCAAAUUGUCUGCAAAUUUCCCUUGCCUUUGCCGCGAUUCACCUUUUUUUAAACAGUCGAACCUCCCGUAAGCGACCACCCAAAAUGCAAAGACUUAGUGGUCGCUUACGGGAGGAGGUCGCUUACAAGAAUCGAACGGCACAGGGAGCUCUUCCUAGAAGAAGUCCCGGGCACAUCUACUUCAUGCAAGAUAAUUUAUUGCAUACAAUUUCUAAGUUAAGCCAUGAGUAUUUCCAAGCAACGACUAAAGUUCUUCGUAUAUUCCAAGUAGCAUAGUGUAGACAGCGAACAUAGAUAGAGAAUGCGUCAAGUGGUCGCUUACAAGAAGUUAAAACAAUGGAAAAUCAUUAAACUUUCAGGCUCAAAAAGUGGUCGCGGUCGCUUACAGGAGGUAGUCGUUUACUAGAGAUUUCUACUGUAAGUCUUUAACUGGAGAAGGUUUGGUGUUUUGGAUAGUUGGUCGCUUCUGAAAGGUGGUUGCACAUGGAGGUUCGACUGUUGAAAAUGUUACAACAAGGGAAACCUUCUCGAAGCCCGUGUAUACGAUUUGAAGAUUCGUCUAUAUAUUUGCACUGUACUUACGUUUGUCUCCCAGGGGACUCCAUAUGAAAAAGUUGGGGAUGCUCGUCGGAAAUUUUGGGAGUUCACCUUGGGCAUGGUGUUACCUGUUUCAAUAUUCCUUCUCUUGCAACUCUAAAUGAAACCUUGGCUGUUACAAAUGUCGGAAGUUUUGCUCGGAACCCUUAACCUCUCGCCGUCAGCCAUUUAUAAGGAAAAAGAACCGCAUUUUGAGCAAAUCUUCUUUUGAAGCCAUUUUGGGAAUAAAAAAAAAAACGGGAAUGGGAUGUCAUUUUGCAAGCAAAAAUCUUCUUGUUUUUGAACUGUUCCCCUGUUCCUCCUUUUCGUUUCCCUUGCCAUUUAACUGUUUCGGGGAAUGGCUUGUAAAAGUUCCCCUUUGUUUUCCCCAAAACCUUUGUUUCCCUUGUUUCCCUUGUUUCCCUGUUCCCCUUUGUUUCCCCUUUUCCCCUUUUCCCCCCUUGUUUCCCCUGUUCCCCUUUGUUUCCCUUGUUCCCCUGUUAAUGUUCCCCUUGUUUCCCUGUUCCCCUGUUCCCCUUUGUUUAACUUGUCCCCUGUUCCCCCUGUUCCUCUUGUUCCCAUGUUCCCUAUGCUUCCCUUGUUUCCCCUGUUCUUCCUGUUACACUGUUAGGGCUUUCCACAAGUUGCUCGAGAUUUUCUAAAAGUUUCCCAUAAUUUCUCAAAAAGCUGCUCAAAAAAUAAAAAAUAUGCAAAUUGUACAACAAAAGUAAGAUUUCGAAGCAUUUUUGUGUAAUUUUGCGGCGUAACAAGCAUAUUUAAAUACCUUUAUCCUCAGUUAAAACCAAAAAAUGUAAUAAGCAAUAAAAUUGCUGAAUGACCUUCUUCACCCGAGACACUCAAGUCAGUCGAGUGUGACUCCUGGUGUGAAUCUUCGUCCACCAUUUUGAAUUUCUCUAAAACCCGCCGACUUAGCUGCCCGGCUACUUUUAUCUUGCGCCCAUGAUCAGCUCCAGGAAGGAGGAUUUGACCCCUUUUUUUACAGAAAAUUUUUGAAAUGGAAGAAAGGCCAAUUUUAAAAUGCCCUGAUAUCUCAAAAUUAGGAAUUGGAAACCAAAAAGUUUUAAUGAGCCUAUCCAAUAAAAUUGUUGAAUGACCUAAAUUGUGCAACUCCCGGUAAGCCCCCUACCUUGUAAUCCUUGGUAAUCAUUUGCAACCCUUUGUUACUCUUUGUAACCCUUGUAACCCCUGUAAAUGUAAUCCCUUGGAAGCAAAAGGCCAAGAUAAUCAAAAGAUUUUGAUCAAUUUAAACACUAAGGGAUUUAGUAAAAGUCAUUUGACUAACAGGUGCUCCAUCAAUUAUAAUCAAGUGAGGGGGAACUAUCAAACGUGCUUAGUCUUUGUCUUGAUCCAAUCAACAUAGACUCAGUUUUAGAUGCAUUGAGAAGGAGCUUGUUUGCAGGAAGCCUAUUGUUAACCUAGAGAGGUCUUCAUGGACAUUUUUGUCAAUACUGGAAACUGUAUUAGCAGCAAAGGCUAGAUGCGUAUCAUCAGCGUACAUUCGUGAAUGAGAAUUCAGUAAAUAAUUAGGUAAAUUAUUUUUAGAUAUCAAGAAUAGGAGCGGACCCAGUAUGUGUCCCUUGGGGAACACCGCACGUUGUUGGUCGACAGUCUGAGAGUGAACCAUUAAUAAAACAUCGUUGUUUUCGUCAAUCUAAGUAAGAUCUAAACCAGCUAUGUGAAAUACCGUCAAUACAGUAGAAUUUCAACUUUGAGAAGAGACUAUCGUGAUCGACAGUAUCAAAGGCUUUCUUAAGAUCUAAAAAUACAACUGCGGUUACAUUUCCCUGAUUUAUGUUGUACGCCCAGUUGUCCUCAGCUUCAAGAAGAGCGGUAGCAGUAGAAACCUGGUUGAAAACUCGAAAUAAGUUUAUUUUCGGUACUGCUCCAGAGUAACUGAAACUGUCUUUCAAAAAGUUUGCUUGGGGAAGAGGAAUAGCGUGAUUGCUGUUGAUGUCUCUUAUAGAGACACUAACCACCUAGGUAUAUAGGUAUGAAACCAAGAUGGCCGCCCGUACCAGUAAGCGCUCCAUUCUGAAAAAAAUAGGAGACCGUGAACAGUUAAGCCAUCUUGCGAUACAGAAACUUGUUUACAAUCAUCUCUGCUAUCUGACUUGUAGCAGCUGUUUCUAUCAAAAAGUUGCCUUCCAAACGUCUUUGCCUCCUAUCAGGAGCACUGGACGACGGUUUCUUUCACUCUCUAGGCUGGCCAGAGUACUUUUAGAUCUCUAGAAAUGCAUUCUAAGCGGCGCUAUAAUCUGUUUAUCUGUUCGGUCAUCGUGGGGUAACUUGAGUCUUUUCGUUUUUACAAGGGCUUCAAAACUAUUUUCCCGAAAUUUUUAGAUGUAAUUAAACGUACGAAAGUGAGAAAUUUACAGAUCCCUCUCCGUUACAUUUUUGAAUAGAAAAUUUUAGGUUUCCUUUUUUUCUACGAAAAAUAACCUAACCUGAGGAGUGAAAUGUGAAAAAUAAAACUUUAGAAAGUCGUAGGAAAUUUAUUAGAUACGCUUCGAAAAUUUUAGUACCUGAAUGGAACGGUCAUCUUAAAAUUUUUAGCCGUCCUUGUAAUAGAAAAUUCUAGGCAACAUCUGCCUCUCCGAACAGAUAUUUUACAGACAGUCGUCCUAAGCUGUCUUUCAUUAUCUGCUAACUUCUAAUUUUUAGCCUCCCCAUCAGGUGACCUUCUUGAAAUGUUAGUUUUUAAUACCAAAUUUUUCUUUCCUCUCUAUUUGUUAACUUCUAAUUUUAGGCUCUUACACCAGCUGGCAUUGUAAAAAGGUUAGAUUGCCCGAAAUAAGGAUUGCACUUCCUUAUUUGGUCUAAAAGGGUAUGUGCCGCCGAACAGAGUAUCACCAAGAGCCAUAAUGGGCUCUUGGUAUCACAUAAAAGCAAUUUGCCUCGAAGACAUCACAUAGACUCAACUGGAAAAACAAAGCGUACAAGUGAAACGUCUUAUUCAGGCUCAGCAAAUACUAAAAGUAACUUUUUUUGAAUUUUUUUUUUGUGCAAUAGUUUUCCAUGCUUGCAUGUCCGAUCAGAUCCGAUCAGAUAAAAAAAUGGACUAUUUGUUUACCUCCUGCUGGGAAGACACCAAAACUGUUAAGGCUUGAAACAUCACAAGUUCGAUGAUCACUGUGAUCUUAAACCUUUAAACCCUAACAUCAAAAUUUGAAUUCUCAUUUGUUGCCCCUAUUCCUUUCCUACAGAAGUAGUGGGGAGAAGUUGAUAAAAUAUCAAGCAAAUUCAUCUUGUGUGAUCAUGCCCCUAAUUGUCAUGACCACUCUGUUUGCAAAAAAUUGAUAUUAAAAGGAGAAAUUUGAUGCUGAUCUUAAGGCUUAAUUUUUGCAGUUGAGAAAAGAAGGCCUGAGAAAAAUUUUCCAGGCUUUCUUUUCGCAACUGCAAAAGUUACUUCUAUAAUUGGGAUGAUCUUCUUUCAUACUGAGGGAUAAACUUUGUCUGCGCCCAUAGCUACGAGGGGGGUAAUUCUUCUCCACCCAGUUUUAACCAGAUAAGAUGAAAGUCCAGUGCAAGAUUACUCUUAUAUCGCCGUUGUCCCUUUGAGAAAAAUGAGAGAUUCGGGAGAGGAGGGAUAAAUGUGAGAAGGGGAACAGAAAGACCGAUUAAGAAACCAUUAAGAAAGACACAUCAAGAAGAUGCUUACGAGAAUUCCACACAGAGCCACAAUUCGCACAGAGUUUUACAUGUUUUGGGCUAUGCUUUUAAGAGUUCUAUUCACCUCCAUGUAGUAUGAUAACUUGAACCGUACGAAACCCGGGGGGGAUACUCGACCAAUACUUGGGUGUAGGUGAGCCGCUGAGGUUUUGAAACGCUGACCCUGUUCGGGACAAAAAAAUUCCUAAAAUACAUACCCUGUUUAGGACAACACCCUCAAGUUUGAUACCCUGUUUAGGAAAAAGGACAAAAUACAGGCCGUCUUGUUUUACAGCCAUUUAGUGGCAAUUUCAAUACAGUAAAUUCACGAUAUAGUCAUUGCUUUUGUAUACUUGGAGUAAAAACAAAUUUCAUCUGACAAAUCAAAUCAAUCGUGCAGGCAAUACCCUGUUGACACACGCACAGGAAAUUAUAUACAGUGUUUUGGACAGACUCACCCGAAAUUCUAUACCCUGUUUAGAACAGAGAGGUGAAAAACUACACCCUGUCUAGCGGCACAUCCCUGGGGGAGGAACCCCUAUAAAAGUGACGGGGGUGCUCGUUGUAUCUUUUAAAAGUUUAAAUUUGUGGAUUGGUACCACUUAGGGCGCUAAAACCUAAAAUGACUGCUGCCAGAAUUGAUACGCUUUAUUAGGAUAAAGAUUUAUGACAACACUUUGAAAAAGUCCUUGACAAGAAAGUGUUCGAAAGUUAUUUAUUUGCAGUGCCAGUUAUAUAAUUUGUUGUUGUUGAAUUGGUGCCUCUUAGAGGUGGAAAUGAAUUUGGGACACACCCAUAAAUCAAGUUUCUGUUACGUUUUAGAAGUGUUCUCAAAAUUUUCCGACGAGAACCCCCGUCACUUUUAUGGGGGAGUACCCCGUGUGGGCACAUCCCCGUGUAGGCCAUAUCAGGGAGUACCCGCAGGAGCAUGACAGUACUGUUUUAAGAGCGUCCUUCAUAUAAUUUCGUCCUCAUAAACAAGAAUUAUAUAAUUGCUUAGUGCGACGCAAAGGUUCCGGACGGAAGUAAUCUAAAUUCAUGAGACAAUAAAUCAUCAUUCAAGCUACUGACAAGAAAAUUUCAAACGUACAAAGAAUUCUUUAAUACGGCUAUCAAGUUCGAAUUGAAUUGCAUGUGGUUUAAUACAAUCGUUAAAAGAAAAGUUAUAGUUUUAUCUUAACUAAAAUAAACUGGACACAUUAGUUCAACAUAAUGAGAAUUUGAUAUCCUUUCGCUUUUAUCAAUGUGAUAAUUUCUUUCAAUUUAGAAAUAUACGUGUGAACCUGAAGAAAACUUGACGGAAAUGGUGGCCUGGAUAUGAUCAAAAUUUUGGGAAUUUCGGCAAAAAUUGUGGAAUGAUCUUUUGCUUUCUAAGCCUUUAUACAUCCAACAAUAUAAUGAGUCAAAUGCAUAAGGAGAAAUUAGAGUAAUCUAAAAAUGUCUGAACUUAUACAAAAAACACAAGACGCAGUGUAGUAUUACAAAUAUAACAGUGUAAAUAUAGGGAAAAACAAGUCGCGAGGCUAAGGUUUUUGUUGUAUUUAAAGGUGUUUUGUUUCAGGUAUUUGAAAUGACAAUCCUUUUCCUUAAAACGAUUUCGAAAGGAGGAAUUAAGGACGCAAGAACGAGAAGUUUUAAAAACACUUUAUUGCGCUCGACUCCUUUGUCUUCUGUAUUGAAAAUAACUGAGACAAAUGCAGAGGAGGGUGGGGGGAGGGGGUGGGGUACUUUCGUGUUUCAUUACUGUACAGAUUCCGCGGUUUAGAGUUACCAGUCCUCAGUCGACACCGUAUAAUAGAAAUGAAAAUGUGCAGAACUAUAGCGGAAGAUAUGUCGAUUAUUUUGGUUCUAGACGUGUUGAUUCAAUACUAUAGCGACAUACGAUAAAAUACCAAAUGAAGUAGUUUGGAAUUCGUGAUAACUGUGGGGUCUUUUCUAUGGCGGAAGCAUUUUUGACUAAAAGUAGAUAUAGUUUUAUUUAGAAGCACCCAAAAAUGUCUUAACUAGAAAAUACUUGAAGCAAAAUAUGUUGCGUCACCUUAAGAAGCCAUUCCACAUAGAGUCUAAAGAAAAGUUUCAUUAUGGUAGAUUGCUCGAUUGUCUCCACGAUUUCAUUUCACGUGUAUUUAUCACGCAAACUUAACUUCUCUAUCGAUUUUCUGUUCUAUGUUUCCUUGUUGUUGUUAUCUAUUUAAUUUGCUUGCCUUUAGGCCGGGACAUCAUCCUGAAAUAUUUUGUUGUCGACCCAUAGAAAAUGGUUUGGUGAAACAGAGCUGAUUCCCCGACAUGGCAUGAAUUCAAACUAUGCACUUUUGAUCGAGUUAAAGCAAUCUUUUCUAUUUAGGUCGACAAAGGUUAGGAUUACUGUCUCAACUUUAGAAAAAGGAAAAAUACACGCAAAUACUAAAGGCUGUUUACAUGAAAAUUUGCGAAAGCUGAGCAUAGUACUUCAAAGUUUCUACGUUUCACCGCCGGUUUAAGGUUCGGAACAUUCUCCACCAAUACGCCGCCCCUGAUUUUGUGAACCGUUUAAAAAGUUCGCUAAAAAAUUGUAUAUGUUUGAAUACUGAAUGCACCCUUGUCGCCAUUUAUCAAUAAAACGUAGCUCGACGCAAAGCAUUUUUAAUGCAUUAAAACUCCUUUUUCCAGAAAAAUAAAGAAAAAGUGGUAUGAAUCGAUACAUCUUUGCCUUUGUUUCCGCAUCAUACUAAAUUAAAUCCUACUAGAUAAAUGCAAAAAUGCAACGUACGCUUGACCUCAGUGUGGAUAUGCAGUGUAUUCGUGCAGAAAGCCUUGGCCGAUUCCUGAAAAUAUGAUAGUUGAGCCUAGCGUAAAAUGGAGUGCUAUGUCCUGUUUUAAUUGGUGAACGUCACAACUCAUUUAGAAUUAUAGGGACCAAAUUGUUUUUGUAGUGAGGGAAAAAUUUGUCGAUUUGGGUGCGAAAUAAGCGGAAAAGGUCCAAGAAAGAAGUUGAACUUGGAACGUGCAGGUCCGUCCGCUAACCCCAGUAUUAAGCUAGCUAGAACAAUAGAUUUUGCGUUAAGCGGAAAUUCCAUGGAAUACGGCUUUUGCCACAGAUUUUCUCGCCGCCGAAAUAUACAGCUUAAACAAACACGAAUAACUUCUAGAACUGACAAAUAGAAAUACCUUUUUAGGGUGUCCUAUUAAGCUUAGCUGAGCGAACGAGAAGUGCCAAUAACUAAGCCCUGUAUGUAAACGUCGUAAUCCACGUGCUAUAAACAUAAUGUAAGGUGUUCCUAAGGCAUUAGAACAACUUGAUCUUGUUAUUUCGUUAUUUUUUGGUAACUAAUUUUAAUCUUUUCAAACGCCUAUUUCAGUAAUGUUAUUUGCUAGUUGAUUUUGUAAAUCAAGUUUUCUGAUUUAGGAAAUGAGAUUUUUGCGUUUUCAAGUGCGCUUUUCUAUCUUUAAGAUGCGUUAUUAAAUUAAGUGUCUCGUUUUGAUUUGGUAAAUGCGAUCAGGUGCCCUCUUUCUUCUCGAAAAUUGAUGCGAUAUUUGUUUUUAAAACACCUUUUGACCAGGUUUUGAAUGUUAAUCUGGCGUUUUUAUAAGUUAAGUUAGGCUUCUCAUUUAUGGUAAUUAAACGGAUAUAUAAGGGCACAACGUACAAGUCAGCCGAAAUAUGAUUCCGAACUGACGACAACUUCAUGGUAUAAGGCGAAACAGUUUUGGCAUAAAAGACAAUGUUUUAUUCCUAUACGACAAAUAUGGCGUCACCAUAGUGACUUCAUGCGACACGACGUUCCUUUCCUUCAAAUUUACGUGGAACGCUGCAUCUGAGACACCCGUGAAUUAGAGAUUGUUCGCAGGAUACUAUAUUUCCUUGAUGAGUCAAACUGCAAAGCAUACUACUUCCAUGGUAGGUGAUUUAGGGCCUGUCUCAACACUAACGCUUUUUCAAAAGUAUGCGUUUUCCGUGUCAUCGAGAGCGCAUCGAUCGAUUCGCGUCCACACUACCGUUUUGAUGCGUUUUCGACUGCCCCACAUAAAACGUUUGAAAACGAUAGAAUUGCAGGUUGUGAUGUAAGUUCAACUCUUUGCGCAUGUUACAGACAGAAUGAAAACUACAGGCGAACCUCUCUAAUACGGACACCGAAAGGACAGAGUGAAGAGUCCGUAUUUGAGACGUGUCCGUAUAAAAGUCACUAUGAUUACGUCACUUUAUAACUCCGCUUACAGUUUUGAAUGUUCAGUAGCUAAAACCAGGUUCCCACUCGUAUUUAAACUGCAUUUUAAUUCACAGUACAAAGACACUGUCUUUCAGUAGCAUACAACAACAUGAUACAUCUCAGCUACAAAGUAAGUGCAGUCGUAGACAAAUCACUGUUUUAAAACGAAACGAGCUACAGCGCAAUGCUGCAUGUAAAAGUUGUAAAGUAAAGCACAAUUCUGAGAGCGUCUUUCGCUAUUUUCCAAGUGCAUUAAACAGUAAAUAGAGUACAAAAUGUAAUAGAAAAGAUCUUUAUGCUAUCUGUAGUUAUUCAAGCCUUAAAAAGUCGGUUAUGUUCCUCUGUACACCUUUCGCAUCUCGUUAUUUGAUAUACAGCGACUGAGCUUUUGAAAUCACCUUGCAUAGCUCAUCAGCCAGACGGGAUUCACCCUGUGCAGAUUCAUCUGAUUAGGAUUCGGGCGGGAUUCGGGAUUCAUCCGAUCACUGCAGUGUCCGUGAUAAAGAGGUUAAGUUUAUGUGAAUUUACUCUCUUGGGCCGUUGUCAGUCCGGGAGACUGAGUCCGUAUUAUAGAGGUUUUUUAAGAAAAAAUAUGUGAGAAUUUUAUCGGGAUCACAUUGGAAACUGUCCGUAAUGGAGAGGUGUCCGUAUUAGAGAGGUCUCCGUACCGUGAGGUUCGACAGUAUCUGGGUUAUUCAGUAAAGUCCUUGUUAUUAUACACGCCCCUGCGAUAUUUUCGGUCAUCGUUUUCAUUUUGAUCCGUUUUCGACCGUCGCAACAGACGAUAUGAAGCAUUUUCAGUGCCUACCUUAAAUGAUCGAUUAUGCGCCGCGGCGCUUAUAUCAUUUUCCCUGUCAUAGUGUGCGGCGCUUAUACGAGAGCGGCGCUUAUUUCAUCUACAGGUAAAACACUGAGAGAAAUAUAGAGAGAAUUAAAUGAUUCGCGUACUAGCUAUGCACAAUUUAAUAUAGAACUGUUAUAUGAACCUGGGUUCAGGAGAUUCCAACUUUAGAACUCACGAGUGGGUCGAGAUCUUAUCUCUCAAAAGAGAUGGUUUUGACAUCUCUUUAUAUCAAGCGCAGUAACAAAGGUGGGGCGUUUAUUGCGCCGCGGCGCGUAAUCAAGAGCGGCGGUUAUCAAAUUAUUUUCGGUAAAGGUAGGGCACUUAUUCGAGAGCGGCGUUUAUUCGAGUAGCGGCGCUUAAUCGCUUUUUUACGGUAAGUGUGGUGUUAAAUAACAAAAUUUUGGAAUGUAAUUUUUGCAAAGACAAGAUUUAGCUUUUCAGAAAGAAAGCGUAUAAUAUAUACAGGUCAAAAUCGGGGAGAGAAACGUCGGCUCUCUCCUCGAUUUUUUCUGAGGGUCUUGGGGGCGGCUGUACACUGGCUAGUGGUCACUCACGAUCACUGGAAGUAGUCGCAUACCAGAGCUUCAACUGUAGUGCUGGGAAACCGAAUUUUGGUGUUUCGAUACGUGGUCGCGCGCACACGGAAGUUUAACCGUAAUGAAACAUUGAACAACUUGUAAAAGAUCAAUGGCAGUUUGAAAGUACUUUUCUUGUGUUGUCUAGCUCAGACAAGGUCCCGCAAAGUAUGGUCCUCAGAUGGAUACUCCUGGGUCGAAAGAGCCUGCUUAAAAGAAUCUCGACUUAAGUCAUUGCAGUAUAGGGUUGUCAAGGGUCUGUACGGAUGGUCAAAUUAUAUGCCCAAAAUCACAGUCAAAAAACAAAAUUCUGUCUUCAGUGAAAUACAGAGUACAAAGUUUAUGCUUGCGUAAAAUGCGUGAAAGAAUGCACGUAACCAGGAAAAAUUUACGACUGAGCUUGAAAAUUUAAGUCACCCAUCAAGAAAGCCGCCGUCAAACCAAACAGAAUUAAAACCAGUUUAUUAUCAUUUCAUUCUGUCACGAGAGGAUUAAUUCUUCCUGAACCUUUCAACAAUAUCUAGGCUGCGCGUGCCGAGAUGAGAUUGCUUUCUAUGCCGAAGGAAAAAAAAGUCUGCAUUCCUGUAUGUGGUGAGAUCUCCUGCCAGGAGUCACGAUGAGCGAAAAAAACGAGACCCUUUUCGAAUAGAGCAAGCCCGCCAAAGUCGCAAGCUUCUAGUGGGGUCCGGUGUAUUCACCUCCGCGCUGGAAAGUCUGUACUGUGAUCGAAAAUUAAACAUGAAGUAUCAUUUCCUUUAAUUCUUAAAACUGCAGUCGUGUUUGUUCAAACGGUAAAACUGGUUUGGUCCUGCGACUGCUUGUGUGAUAGACGUGACGUACGGAGGAAAAAGAAAAAAAAGGUCACUGAUCAGCAACACGGACAUUUACAUGACCUUAUUUCUGCGGUAUUCAUGCAAAUGUCGUGCCACACCCCAAAAUUUGCAUUUUCGUUCCCAGCAUCACUCUCUUCAUUACUUUCUAUGUCACAAACUGUAACACUCCAUCUACUCCUUGACAUUGAUCUUUGUAGGAAGGUAGACUGGCGGGUUAAAAUACGCCAUACAGUGUCAGAAUUUUGAGAGAUCGUGUUGAAAAAGGCUGAGGAAGAACGUGAACUUUGGUUUCUAAGGCCCGGUUCAGACGCCGCUCCACUCAUGUGCCGAACCUAACUUAUGAAGUAAGUACGGCAAAAGAGCGGCGUCUGAAUCAAUUUGGUACGGCAGUUUUAGUUUGGUGCGGCAAAAGCGUUAAGUUCGACAGAGUCUGUCGAACUUAACUUAGGUUCGACACACGGUACGCCGUCUGAAUCAGAUGUCGCGCCAGUGUCGCUCCAAAGUCGAACUUAUUCAGUUAGGUUCGGCACAUGAAAAGUACGGCCUCUGAACCAGGCCUAAGUAAUAUGAAAAAUCCUUUCUGUUACUGAAAAGACUAAAAAAAGAUUAAAACAGCAAAACCAAACUGUAAACCAAUGAGUUCAGUGGCCCCCUAAAAAGUGGAAAAGAGAUUUGAAUCAUUCAGUGAAAAAAAGACGUAAUUGAAGAAAGCAGAGCCAACUGAUCCUCAAAGCGAAGAGAGAAAGGAAAUCCAAAACAAAGCUAAAAAAUUUCUUGUAUUAAUUGCAUUUUGUCUUUCUGGUUUGAAACUGGAACUUUUCGCCGGGGCUAAAGUUCUCUUUUGAGACCAUGAAAUAAGAAAAAAAAUCAUUUCUUCAUAUAUUAUUUCUCUUUGCUCCAUGAUUUACUCACUGUAGGAGUACACCUUAGAAGAAAGGAAUCUUGAUUCGCACAGAAUCGACACGUGUCAGCCGUUAAUUUUGCCAUUCGGCGCGUGCUUUUGCUAUGUACUUAAAUAAUCCGAUCCUUGAGGUACAAUAGGAGACUCUCAGGUUGUUAAAUGAAGUGCACCCCAGCAAAAGGGUAUUGUUUGUUCUGGUGUGUCGGUCUACUUUAUACGUAUCUCACCUCACGUACAAAUCACAAAUAUCGAGUUUAAAGGAACAAUUCUGUAGGUCUUCUCGGUGAUUUUUUAUUUACAAUCCACAGGCCGCACUCUAAUCAAAAUAUUAACACAAAAAACAAGCAACUUCUGCAAAAUUUCAACAGUGUGCAAAUGGAAGCAAGCACGACGCCACCGAGUCUGUGAAUGUUAUUGGAGUGGCAGAGUUCUAAAAUGACUAGUUUUCGCGUUGACCUAAUCAAAGACUUUAUUGAUAACGCGGUGUAAUCACCACAGCUGUAAAAAACAAAACUUGUUCCGAGGAAAGCUGGCGCUCCGUGGCCAACAAUGAAGGCGUUUUUCAAAGCGGAAAUUGGCUUUAAUGGACUGCUAAAAUCUUGAAUGCAAAAAUUGCAAGCUCUCAUGCGGCUAGCAGCAUAAAGGGUGUUUAGGCACAAUACAACACCAUCCCGAAACGAUUAUCUGACUGUCAACUGACUCAACAAAAAAUAACUGACAUUAAUUGAUGGCGGGCGGAAAUAGCCAUGCUCUGAGUGCAAAAAUUAUAAUUGCAGAUAUCACGUGACUUGCGACAUGGGCCGAAAAACCGACGGAUAUUUAUUACAUUUGGGAUUUUUACUCAUUUCUUGUCGUUAUUUAUUCAUGGCUGAUCUUAAAAUAGUCGAGGAAAUCUCCAGCAAACUUAAGCCUAGCAAAAACGUGCUAACCAAAAUAGAGACCGCACCGCGUGCAAAAAAAUUUUCGUGGUAUGAGAACAAUUGCAAUGCAUGCCCUGGUCAAUAAAAACGAUCUUUUCAACUAAUCUUUCCACUUGUACAAGUUACGGAAUUUCUCAAUUUUUGCGGCGUUUACUUCGGAGAGUCACCUUUGGAUUAGUUCUCUGUCAUAAAGCUUUUAGUCUCGCGGAUGUUGGUCUUUGACGUUCAAAAGAUAAAAGAUAGCUGUAAUAUUGUUCUUUUGGCCGCGUGUGUGGUCCAUAGGUGCCUAAUGGAAGGCCACUCUCGGAACGAUAGACGCUCCCAGCCAAUCAGAGACGUGCUAGGGUGACGUUGAACAAGGGUAGCUGCGCGGGAUUAGUUUUCAUGCUGGAAUUGACAACGGAGAUCGGCUUUCACUAACUGAGGGAAUGUUCACUGCGAGCAAAGUGAAUGACUAUUAACGUGGAUUAUGGCUUGAGAACUGCAUAUUUCGGGCUGUUGUUGGUUUCAUUGCAAUCGUGGUAACGUUUAAGGUGGAAUUUCAAUGCUCUUUGGCGUGCCUCGAAGACUCGAGCGAGCGUGUUUUGAGAAACAAUCGCUAAGCUAAGAUAAAGUUAGAAGCCCGCGUGGUCGUCGGGCUAUCUUCAUUAUGAAUGCUUUUUCGUCGCCAAAUUCAACUUGGGCCAAAGAUGCAAUUCGAGAAAUCGACCAGGUGAGCGAACAUUAGUAAUCCAGUGUUAUUUUGCGGGGCAGUUCUCCUCUAUCUUGUGUCCGAAUCCUAAUUUUAUUGUUAAAAUAUUCUGUUGAUCAACAGUAUUGUUUACAUUACUUCGUAUAGAUUUCGCGUCAAGCUGAAAUCUAGGAGAUUUUCCUAUGCUUCUAUGGCUGCCGAAAGCCUUCAGUAUCCGCAGAUAUCCUCUAAAGUUGAAAAUUGCUCAACUUUCAAAAUCUGCGUCGCCAAAUUUCGCAAAAAAUCGCUGUGUAGGGGUAGUGUUUUCCGUCCCGAUAAACGAAGCGCUAUGAGGGAGGUCGCAAGCUUGUCCUACGGCAUUUUGACCUUGGUGUUUUAAUGCGACUUAACAGAAAUGUCGUUGCGGACGCUGGUACGGUCGAAAACAAAUUACCAUCAGAAGAUUUUAACUUAACACCUCAGAGAGGUUUAUUUUGGACGUAAUGCGCUUCUAUUGUGGUUUGCAGUCGGGUUUUUCUCUUUCCGAUAAUAGAAAGGCCACCAAGUGUCUUCGAGGGCCAGACAAAACUGAGGCUCAUAGCGAUUUCCUUCUUCUACUUCCUUCAUCUUCGUUAUAACGAUUUUAGACGAAGUCUUUGAAGAUCUGUUUUGUAAUAUUAGAUAGGCGCCGAAAUAAUUUCACUUCUGUGUCGGCUUGGCUUUUUUGUUGACUUUUUUGACGUCGAACAACAAAAGAUCGUAUUCCGGAUUGAUUUGCUCUGAAUAAACCGAUCGGGCGACAAAUAGCUGGUUGAGAAUCUGUUGCGAGUUUCGGUUAUUACAAUACUCUCAAAUACCUAUCACUUUGUCGGUUCUUGUUUGUUCCUUAAAGAGGUUUAAAUUGGAUUUUGUAAGCUAGCACCACGCAAAAGAUUUCACCAUUCUGUGAGCUAGAUUCGCCUCGCCCUUACUAAAUUUGUGGUUGUUAUGCUUGUUAAGUCCCUCUGGCAAGCCUGCCAGAGUUGGGUGGUCUUUAUAAGCACGUGCUUUUCUCUCUUGCAAGAUAAAUACUACCGAAAAGUAGCACAGAAAUAUUAGAAGCUCCAACUAAAAUGUUAAUUUAUUGAUGUUUACUAGUUUCGUAAACGAUAUUUACUCAUGGAGUUAGUUAAACUUAAACGUACGCGCUAGCUUAUCUCUUUAAUCUUAAAAAAUGAAAAAUAAUCACGUAGAAGCAGGAAGGCCGAGAAAUUAUUUUGGCUUUUACGCAAAACGUUUAUUAAUAUAUCUCGUUGUUUUCAGGGACAUGCCAGGGGCAACAGAAAGGCUUUGGUAGUCCGUUCGAAACUUCAAACCGUGUUCAGAAAAUUUGGCCGGUUCACUCAGAGCCACUGCGCCCCAGUGAUUUUGGUUGGGUUUAUUCCUCUGAUCAUUUGCGCGUUUGGUUUGACGAGAGCAACACUAGAAACAAAUGCAGAGAAUCUUUGGAUUGAAGGUAUGUUGAGCACUUUAGACCCAAAUUUUUUGUUCUGUGGUUCUAGACAGAGAGCUCUAGCUGACAUGAUCAAUAAGCUAGAUAUGUGGUGACUUUUACUGCCUUGUAGUAAAGUGGCCGAUGACAGUUUUAAGCAUUUUUUAUCAACUGUUCCCGUAAGAUGGACACCUACCUAAAAUGAAAAAGCAAGAGUUGGUCCUUUUUUCCUGGACAGCUCUUUUCCAGGCACUGGUAAACAAGUUAUCACAUUGUUGGGAGGGGGGAGGGGGGGUGGUUGCUGGGGUUAAUUUUUGCUGGGUAUGUGCCACUUGCCUCUCAGAGCCCUUCCCCAUUAUAGUCUAUUCUGUGGCCAAUUAUAGACCCCGUCUUAGUCACUUUUGGACAAAUAUGUAAUUUUUGUGAUCCCUACUUAGUCACUUUCUAUUUUUAUGAAUUGACCUUUUUUAGAUUGAGUGAAGAUCACUUUACUUUUCAUCUGCAGUACAAACAUUCUGCUACUUUUGCUAACCAUAAAUUAAAUAUGAAGCACUUUCUUACUCCAAAAAAUCUGAAAAAUAUGGAACACCAUUCUAGUAACUCUAUUGAAAAUGAGACCCCGUUAUAGUCAAUUCAGUCAUGAAAAUGCGACCCCAUCCAGCGGCACAUCCACAUUAGCCUCUUAUAAGGAAGUACCCACCCCUCCCCCUCAGGUCACAUUGACACCAAAAGCUACCACAGUUAAUUUUUGCAGAAACCAAGAUGAACACCUGUGGGACUGAGACUAGUAUUUGUGAUAUAUCCCUUUAAGUCCCGACAGUGACCAACAUCAAUUUUCUCCUAACAAUAUCCAGUAAUUGUCAAGAGAUACAGUUAUGAGAAUUAACAAAUGAUCACCAAAGAGAAAAUACCUUGAUCUGUUAUUAAAUUCUCUCGAUUGAUUCUUAAAGGAAAUGUAUGGAGAUCAGUUUGGAGAAUUUGUAUGUUGAUAUUGGGACUUAAAGGGAUAUUAGGGUGCAUGCGUUUGGGUGGAUAUGGAUCAAGAUUUAUGAUUCAAUAUUAAUGGUCGUGAUGAAUCAAAGGAACCAGUCAAGGACUCAUUGCUAUCUUUGAUUCCUUAACCCUUUAAGUCCCAGUAGUGACCAACAUCAAUUUUCUCCUAACAAUAUCCAUAGAUUGUCAAGUGCAACAUCUAUGAGAGUUAAUCAAAUGAUCACAAAGAGAAAAAUCUCGGAUCUUUAAUCAAUUUCUCCCAACUGAUUCUGUAUGGAAAUGUAUAGCGAAUUUGUUUGUGGAUAUUGGGGCUUAAAGGGUUAAGGUCCAGGUGAUCCUUGAUCAUAAACCUUGAUCCUCAUUGCCCCAAAGGAAUGCAUACUCAGGAGCCAUUUAUAUAAGGCGAGCCAGCAUGGUGAGCCAGGCAGGCCUGCUUGACUCAUACCUUAUUUCCUCUUAAAAAUUUUAUGUUAAUAUAAAAUAGCAGGCCAGCUGACUUACCGAGAUACCUUUUGGCCAGCAGGUAGGCCAGCGCUCCAUUUAACAUCAAAAAAAUUUUGGAGGAAAAAUUAGUAGAAAACAAAUCUUUGACAAAGUAGGACAUUAUUUUAUAGUCAAGCCUACCCCCAGAAUCCACUGAUUAAUGAAUUUAUUUUUGCAAAAGUUGGAUUUGUUUGUUGUUGUAGAUUUCAGAUUCAUUUCUACAUUCCUACAUGUGUAAUGAGCAGUGAAUUUACACGCGGAAUGAAUUUCUGCGAGCUCAGUUUUUCUUGAAUUUGAUGUUUUUAAAGCAAUUUUGUCCGUUCUAAGAUUUUUUAAUAUGACCGCUUGCUCAAAAGUGUUCAUCAAAAAUUCACUGCUCAUUCUGCAUACAGGAAUGCAGAUUUCAACUUGAUAUUUGUUGUGGCAACAACUAACAGAUUUGUUUUUCAAAUAAUCGAUUCAUUAAUUGAAUCUUGGGGGGUACGCUUGACCUGGUGUGACUGUAAACUUCUUUAUUUGUUGUAGACAAAGAGCACAUUUUUCUAAGAUACAAUUGUCUUUCAUGAAAAAAAAAAACUGUCACUGGCAAUUGUUUUGAAUGUCAAGUACAUACGUUAAGUAUGGUCCUUUGUAGUGUCCCUUUAGUUUAUGUUGUAAGUGAUUAAAUGUGUGUAAUGUAUGAUGCCAGGUAGGCUUUAUCACAAAAAAAUACAAUAUUUCUAAUUCUGGAGAGUCGAGCUCUUACAUGAAAUUACACAGUAAACCUUUUCCUAUUGAAAAAAAGAUAAAGAAAUGGAGUGGGCCACCUGGAAGUAAAGACGAUGUCAUGCCCUGAAUUAUGCUGUGUGUAAUAAAAGAUGGUUCUUAAUGUUACAUUGUGUAUGACAGGGUUCAAAAUGAACUUUUUCUACGAGCUAAGAAAGAUUUGAUGGAGAAAAAAUGUUCCAUGGGGAAAAUUGAGGUCACCAAAAGUUAUUUCCCUUUCUUUUUCAGUAAAACAACUAGAAAUAUAAGCCCCUACAUUGUAUUAAUUAGAUUUACAUGACCUCAUUUAAAUAAUCUCAUAAGUUAGUUGUGUGUUGAUUUCCUGUUUUUUGUAUAUAUUUUUAUGUAUGGUCAUAUUUAAGCUGCACAAGGUUAAGGUGGUUGCUAAUUUGACACUAAUGCAGCAUUUUUGGCAUCUAGUACCCAUUUUUACUUUUCAUCUUCUCAAAAUGCUUACAGAUAAGCAAACAUGUUUAUGGCUUCCGUCUAGUCCAUAUGGGGUGUGAAAGUCGCUUGGAUUUAGCUCUCUGUUUUUGAAAUUAUUUUAAUUUUAUUAUUUGUGCAUUGGAUUGGAGCCAACUUUAAAGCAGAUGCAUGUGAUUACAAUUUCCAUCUUUUGCAUCCAACAGGUCAUGAUUCUAAUUUAGCCUUUAGUGCUGAAAAAUGCUUGUCAAUUAAUCUCCUUAAGUGAAGCUAAGAUUGUUAAUAGACGCCACUUCUUUAGCUGAGGAGCAACACUUUAGCUUUAUAUUGCAAGAGAAUUAACAGCAGAUAUAGAAUUCCUAAACAACUGGAAUGAUUUGAAUCAUGUGUACCUUUAUCGUAAGCUUGGUGUUGAAUUUUCUGCUAGAAUCCCGUUAAUGAUGUUAAAUCAGGUUUUAAGAAGCGUGGAAUUUCCUGUCUCAAAGUAAAAAAAUAUAGAUUAACAAAAUUGCUUUCAUGUUCCUGUUUCAUCAUGGGACAGUUACCUUUUUCUUGCAUCCAGGUUUUGGCUGUGUUGUUUACUUUGUACAUGUAAAUGCUUUGUUUUGGAGGUGGAUGCUUUGAGGAGGUACUGACCCUUGGCAAAAAGCAUCAGCUCAUUCGUUCAGAAAAGUCAGUGACCAAUUUCUCUGAAUUUGAGGAGAGGCUCUUUCAAACCCUGUUGAUGUAGUCAAUUACUCUACUGAAGUCACUACUGCUUACUGUACCUCAAGUUUUACUGAAACCCCUUAAAACAUAACAUUAAAAAAACCCAACUGUCUGGAAGUAAACAUGAGGUGGCAAAAUCAGCAGCUUAGAACUACCUAGCAUGGCGCAAUGCCACAACCUCUGCGCUAGCCAUAGCCUGAGAAAAAAAGCUCAGAUCUGGGUAGUGACACGUCAUCAAACAACAACUUUAUGUAUUUCAAACUGUUUGUUACAGAAAUAAAUAAUACACAACCUGCAAAUGAGGCUCUGCAUGUAAGGGUAAAAUUCUGAAAAGCAACAUGACCUUGAAACAGUGACAUAUAUAGGGCAGCAGAAAUGGCGACAAACGACAAAGAUGGGUUGAAAUUGCAAAUACAAUAGUAAAAUACCAACAGCGACAUGGCAUCCUCCUCAACCCUUUAAGCCCCAGUAUCCACAUACAAAUUCUCCAAACUGAUCUCCAUACAUUUCCUUUAAGAAUUAGUUGAGAGAAUUUAAUGAAACAUCAAGGCAUUUUCUCUUUUGUGAUCAUUUUUUAUAUUCUCACAACCUUAUCUCUUGACAAUGUAUGGACAUUGUUAGGAGAAAAUUGCUGUUGGUUACUAUUGGGACUUAAAGGGUUAAUAGGCGAAACGGUAGGUUUUGAAAUUGAGACUAGGGACAUAUGUAACCUCCAUAAGAAGGCCUCGUAACUAGCAAAGGCCAUUUGAGGCGUGUUGUGAAAAAUAAUUAGGUAGAUUAGUAAAAAAAAAGAAUGUAAAGAAAACAAGUGUCAGUAUGGAAUUUCUGCAGUUGUUCUUCAGAUGUCAAAAAAUGUUGGCUGUUUUCUCAGCCUAAACAACCCUCAACCUCAACUUAGUCUAGUCUGAUGUAUUGACCAUUUUGCCAUACAGCUUCCUACAUUUCUGCACCAUUGUAAAUAAUGAAGUUAACCAUUCCUGUUUGUUAUCGUAGUGGGUGGCAGACUGGAAGAGGAGUUAAAAUACACAAAGAAAUCUCUUGGAGAGGGAUAUGGCGGAACAAAUGAGCUCCUUAUACAGACCCCAAAUGAGGAGGGGAUCAAUAUUCUUUCUGUGAAAGCAAUGAGGCAACACUUGGAUGCUGUGACAAGAGCCACAAAUGUUACUGUGGAAUUAUUUGACCAGUAAGUACAUCACAGUGUUUUAACCCUUUAAAUCCUUCUAUCAAAAUUUAAAUUCUCAUUUGUUGUCCCUAUACAUUUCCUAUAGAAGUAAUACUAACAUUUGGAUUUUGAUUUGAUUCAUGCUUUCAACUUAUUGUGUCACUCAUCUUGCAGUGAAAUUGAAAUAGUUUCUGUCUGGAAUAGUUUCCAGUUGGCACUUUCUGACAGACUCACAGGACUGCUGAAGAUAAUUUCACUUACCCACAGGGCCUCCAAACUUCUACUUUAACUUGCCCAAAAUCAAAAUUUACUGGCCCUGGGCAAUCUGACCUGGGUUUUUCCCUGCCCUGCCUUGUAUUGAUUAUACUGAUGAAAUUAAUUUACAGAACUUGGACAUUGAAGGAUAUAUGCUACACUUUGAGCCUUCCUCCUAUGAACAACCAUUUGGAUUAUGUAAGUUAUCAUGCAUCAUUUUUAUUAAAAUAUGAUAUGGCACCAAGGUGUGUAUCUGAGUUAUUCAGGAUCAAAAGUACACACCAACACCAAAAAAACUGUGAUUUUGAACUACACCGCUUUGAUACAGUGGUCUAUGGGAAGCAUUUGCUGCACUACCAAGGACCUUUUAUUUAAUUAAAGGUCAAUGGUGAGCUAAGAAAAUUAACAAGCUUCAAUGCAUUCAGUAAACAUAGAUGUGGUGUGGACCUUUCAAGCCAUAUAGAUAAUGAUAGUAACUGCUGUGACCUGUGUAAAUUCUGAGUCAUGUAUGUUUGUAUAUAGUUUUAGGUUUUAGGUAAGAUCAUUAAUUUAAAAAUCAUGUAAUAGAUUAGUGUGCCAGUACUUAGAAAAGUGUCUCCAAUUAGCUAAUUGUUAAGCUAAAUACAUUGACACUAAAAUAAAUUUAUUAUUAUUAUCAUCAUGUGGACUGGGUCAGUAGUAACAAAAUAACAUGAAAUGUCUGGACAUGCCAGUAUUCAACAAAGGUUAGUGUGGGUUACUCAGGGCUCAAAAUAACCACCAGUCAACAGACAAUGUCUGGCCAGAAUGGGGACUUGAUCAGCUGAAACCUUCACUCAACAUACAAGGUCAUGCAGAUGUAGAACAUGCUUAAUGUUUAUUCAAUUAAAAAAACAACAAAAUCAUCUCAACUGUAAAUCUUCAAUUUUGUCUCUGUAAAAAUACAUUCACAUUCACGAAGAGAAAAUCACACAAACGUAAAAUAAAAAGACUGAAGAAUAGUGUAGACAAACUCUCAGUGUCCAUUUUAGGGAGCUGUUAAUUGAUUAAUGACAAUUGCUUGUUCUCUUGAAUAAAUGUGUUACUUGGCUUCCUCUACUUUUAUAGUAUUGUCAACUGUCCCAGUUGAAAGACGCUCCCUAAAAUGGACACCCCGUGCAUUCUUCAUUAUUCUCCAGGCUUUUUAUGUUACUCUCUAGAUCAGAUGAAUAAAGAACAAAGCUGGACCUUAAAACUGCUUUGCUUAUGAAUUAAAGGGCAAAUUUGAAGUAAUAUCGAUAUCAAGAGUUAUCUGGGGCCUUUUCCCAUGCACUUCUUUACUUGUAGUAAGUUGAUUCAGGCUUAGCUAUUUUAGGCUACUAACAGUUUGAUAUGGUGAACACUCUUUGCAUGAAGUCCUUUUCUUCAUCAUUGUUCAACAGCUCCUUCCCCAACUUUUGCCAUGUGUUAUCAUUACACCACUGGAUUGCUUUUGGGAGGGUGCCAAACCACUUGGGCCAAAGGAACUAGUGAAUCUAGGGUAAGUUACACUUUUGCAUAGAUUAUUAUGGAAUAGUGGAGGCGUGUGUGGCCGGGUGGUUGACACCUCUAACGGAUCUGGAGGUCCGGGGUUCAAGCCUCGCCUGUAGCAUUGUUUCCUUAGACAACAAACUUUAGUCCUCUUUGUCUCUCUUCACCCAGGUGUAUAAAUGGGUACUGGCGACAUACUAGCUGCUAGGGGGUAACCCUGCGAUGGACUAGCAUCCUGUCCAGGGGGGAGUAGCAAUUCUCCUAGGUGCUUCAUUCUAAUGAAACUUGGACAAGCUCCAGCCGUUUGGGCCUUUGGCUCGUUUGCAGCUUCACCUUUUUACCUUUUUUUAUGGAAUACAAGCAAUUUUGCUACCGUACCCUACAGGGUCUGGCAGGGGUGUCCCUGAUCCUGCAUUCUUGCUCCUUUUUUGCAACAAUCCCUCCUCCUGAACUUCUGUAAUCUCCACCUCAAGUACCAUUUUCUUUCCCAAUACCAAAUCCUGUGCCAAGAUUUUGUUGAAUCCUGCUUUCCAAGUAUCAGUCAAAUCCUUUCCCGAAUCCUGCACUGUAUUUUGGCCAAAUCCCGGAUCCUGAAGAUACCCUUCCAGACCCUCAUCCUAAGCUACAAUUGGCAACAAAAUUAGUUGGACACUUUUUAAAAAGAGAAAAUAACGCUCUCCCUCCUCCAUCACGUCCAUGCAAUGUUGUGCUGCUGGUCGAGCUACCUGACAACAACAACAAACACCCAAACUUGGAAUGGAGGGGGGUAGGGGACGGAUGUGGAUUUUUUGGUUCUCCAAAGUUACAUGUACCCCAUUAAAGGACAAAGUUUCAACAAUUUUCCUGCCAAUUGUAGGUAUGGAAAAAAAUGUAGAAACUCUUAUCUUGAUCUCAAAUUCCAAUGAAUAUAAUAUCCUAUUCUACUCGAAAACCCUAACACUUCCAGUGGCGAAUUGAGAGGAGCCCCCCCCCACCUUUAUCUCGAGGUCUGGAUCCGGCACUGCAUUUCUACACACUAUCAGAAACAAAAUGGCUUGAAACUCCACCCCUUGCAGUGGCACAUGUCCACAUCCCUGUAUCUGUGAUCUAUAACUGAACAGUUACGCUGCAAAAUGGAUCCAUUUGAACAUUCUUUACAAUAAACAUACAAAACUGAAAAGUAGUGUUCAGGGCUGUCAAUAAGGACCGGUUAGCUGGCCAAAACCGCUGGCUACUUUCAUCUCCUUCUACCAUAACUGCAACAAAAAAUAAGCACCAUCAAAUAAAGUUGCAAAGAAUCUGUUUCCCAGUUUUGAACAAUGUUUUGAACUCAUAUUCUAACAGGUUUAGACCUGUGAAAUGUUUGAACCGUAGAGAAAUUUGGACGACAUUGUUCCCAGUCUUGCGUGCAUUUUGACGAAACAACAUGGCGUCCUCAAUAGGAAACACCUCUUGAAAACCACUGGAAACGCCAUUUCUGAGGCUGUAAUUUUUUAAAUGUGCCUAGAUGCCUUGGCUGUCAAGAACGUGCACCUUUGGCACGAGUUCCAGAGCCUCCUAGUAUUCAUUAUCAGCCUGCUACUUGAAAACUUUUUGACAGCCCUGAGUGUUUAGCACAUUGCAUAAUAUGGGAUAGUAAGCCAAAGGAGUAAGGUUGUUGUGAAGCAAGAUCCAAACGCUUGUUUUACAGGCCUCUUGGAUCUCUGAAGUGGACCACUAUUAACCCAGAAGAGCUUGUAGAACUAAUGCAGUCCUCCUAUUCAGAUGACCAACUACCUUUUAAUUUAGCAGAAUUAUCAGGACUGCUUAAAGAGGUGGGUGUGAGAAAGAGUAACUCAUUUUGCCUGGUACAGUGAAACUCUGCUUAAUGAACCCCGCUAUAACAAAGAUGUUUUGUAACGAAAAACAUCUGAAAGCCCGGAAGAAUUAGUAUAAUUGCUGUAACAAAGUCCCUGCCAUUACGAAUGGAUUUUGAUGGUCCCAACACACAAUGAUCUGCACUGUAACGGAUAUUUUGUUCGGUUGCUCGCAACAGUCAGUAAAACCGACGGAUUUGAGUAGAAAUCUCAGCUUGCUUUAAUUGAAAGUGUUUUUGAAUUUGAUGUCUUGAUUGUCAGCGCUUAACACUUACGGUUUACGGUAUCGGAUGAAUAGCAAUAACUUUUUUUACGUUCCCUAUUGAAUUUUUGGUAAUUGUUAUAUAUUUGAUUACCCCACUGUAAUAAAUAUUUUUGUUGUUAUCCAGAUGAUUUGUUAAAACAGGGUCUUUGCUAUGACGAAGACCCUGCUGUAACGAACAAUUUUUUUUGGUACUGUGUCAGUUCGUUGUAGUGGGGUUCCACUGUACACUACAUAUUUUUUUUACAAAAUCUGUAAAUUACUUACUUACUUCCAGUCGAUGCCUAAAAGAUGACAGGAAGAAAACUGACCCCAUAGGUCCCUAAGUAGUGCGUUAAUAGAUACAGUUUAUUUAAUAUAUCUGUAAAUUCACUGUACAUAAAAAGGAUACCGUCCAACCAUCCACAUGUAACACCCAAGCAGAAAUUUAGUUAAAGGCAGUUAUUUGCUGGCAAGAAUGGGACCAGUUAGGGGGUCUGUUCCAUAUAUCACUGUGAGAGUUGACUGCAUACAUACAUGUACACUGCAGUGCAUUAAUUUUGUUCCAACCUCCUCAGGACUAUGGUUUUAGUACAUUUUUUAUUGAUGAAGGCUUAUAUAAUCCUUUUUGGACCCAGAGAACUGUAAGUGCUUUAGAAAGAUGUGUGUACUAUAGAGGUAUAUGCAUAAAAGGAAACUUCAAUGGUCGUUUUUGUCAGAUGCAAUGUAAUCACACUAAACCUUCAACACAAGUUGUAUUUAGUGAAUAAAACUUACAACUGGCUUUUGAUUGUCAAAGUCGCGAUUAAGGUGCCAUAACUUGUGUUGUGUAGCAUAGGCACACUAUGUUCAACAAAGUUGCACCUUCUAAAUCCACCAUCAGAGAGGUUUGUGAAUAACAUUCUGAAUCAAUACUCUUACCUACUCUAUGUAGGCUGGCAUCACAAGUGGCUACGUGAAGAAACCUUGUUUAGAUCCAUAUGAUCUAGACUGUCCUGAGACAGCACCAAACUACAAAACCAAGAAGGUACAGCUUCAACAUAUUUAGCCAUAAUCUGUACCUUAAUAUCUCUUAAUGCCCCCUCCAAAAUGUUAUGGGCAAGGCAAUUUAUACCCUUUCUGUGAGAGGGGACGGGCUCCUUUAUUAAACUGUGGCCACUGAAUCCUUUAUCAUCAACAUGUAUAUUCUCUGAACUCUCCUCUGUUAUUUCUUAUGUACUAGUAAGGAGAAUUGGUUUACAGAUCAAGACACUAUGUCUAUGAUAUUUAUUUCGUUUUUUUCCUAUCCAAGUGGUUUAUUACACUUAAGAAGUUUGAUGACAAUUUUGUGAGGCUUUUCAGAGUUAAGCCUUAAACACCUUGACAGAUUUAUGGUGAAAUGAUUUGUGAUCUUAACUUUUGAAUUUGUGGGUGAAAUCCUAUGACACUAACAUUUCUGAAAAAUGAUGAAACCUCUUUGGUAGAACUUUUGCAUGUGCUUUUUUAUUUCUCGGGAUUUUAAAAAUUUGGGAUUUCUUAGUGAAUUUUCACCUUCCCUCGGUUAGCAGUGAUUAUCUUGGGGUAAAUGGAGGUGGCAUGUAAUUAUUUGUAACAUCAUUAUGGUUAUUUCUUUUUGUAUUUGUUUCAGAAACCAGAUAUAGGUGUUGAGCUAACUGGUGGCUGUCAAGGAUUCGCUACAAAGUUUUUGGAUUGGCCAGAAGAGCUCAUUGUUGGAGGCGUUGUUAAGAACAAAACUGGUAUUAUAAGAAGGUAUGUUUAACUUUGAGGGGUGGAAAAGUAAAGUCAUGUAUUGCUCUAUCGCUCCUCGUCAUCUCAUUUUUAAGCCAUUCACUGAGAAGUUUUUUUGGGAAAUGGGUCGGGGGGCGGGGAGAAGAACCAUAGGGCAUGGCUUCCAAGUCAUUUGUCAUCACUUCAUUGGUUUCAGAUUGUUAUUGGCAUGGGUUAAUUUUAUCCUUUUAAGCCCCAGUAAGCUCAUCCGAUUUCUCAAGACUGACCUCCUCAUGGGCUUGGAUAAAUUGUACUUGUAAAAUGGCUUAUUCUGCCUGGUGGCAGUGUCCGUAAAAAUCGCUUAUUCUGCUAAAAAUUCUGCUCGGACACCUUUAUUCUGCUCGAAUUCUGCUCGGUAUCCAGAAGAGUUUUCGGCCCUUCAGGCUGUAUUUAUUGUCGCAAAUAUAUGAGGGAGCCUGGGCUUAACCCCUAAAAACGAAUUGGAUAUUCAUUAUGCGCAGUGAAAUUGUAAUUCAUCUUACUUUUAAUGUGAGUGCGUUGUUGCUAUUAAAUAAUCAUUUGUUUUUAUUUAGUUUUAAAUUUUGUUACAACUGUUAUGCAUAUCAUUAGUGCUACUGAUUUUCCUUUAUUCUGCUCAAAUUCUGCUUGAAAAUGCCUUAUUCUGCCGGCAGAAUUUAUCCAAGCCUACCUCCACACAUUUCUAACAUCAAAUUUUUGCUCCCUUUCUAGUGCUGCAGCAUAUCAAAGUAUUAUAAUGUUAAUGGGGAAACAACAGCUUUUUGAACAUUGGCAAGGACAAGCUAAAGUGGGGCAUUUUGAAUGGUCAGAAGAAGCAGCAUCACAAGUUCUAGAAUCUUGGAAGCGGGAAUUUACAAAGGUACGUAAGAUGAAUAGCAAUUAUUUUACUUCUUUUAUAAUUCCCCCCUCACCCUUUCCUUGCAUUCAUUUACCCUUGAAACAGAGGAAUAAUGGUUGUUUGGAUGGAAAACUUGACCAAAUUUUAUCCAAAACCAAAUUUGUCUCUCUGAAAUCAGUUUACAGUUACAUGUACAGUCAGCGAUCUCCAUUAACACCAUUUAUCACACGAUUAGAUGUGUUAAUCUGGAGCUAAAGUUAAUCUCAGUGCACUGGACAAUCUUUGCUUAAAUCUCUCUAGACAUGUAGCAAACAUUGAAGAUUUCCUUAUUUUAUGUUAUACACCCAUAAUGGCUCUGUACAGCAGCAGGCAAAUGUUAUGACUUUUUGUGUUUGUCUAGAGGUUUGACUACAUGUAUGUUAAAAUUCAAAUUUUGUAUGUCAUUGAUCUGUUUUUUGUUAUUUUCAAACACUUAAUUGCAGACCAUCAACAAUGUUGAUCAAAGCAAGGACUCCACAGUGCUUGCUUUCUCUUCAACGUCAUUCAAUGAUCUGUUAAAAGACUUCUCCCAGACAAGUAAAACUAAAGUGGCCAUUGGUUAUGUGCUCAUGGUAAGGCAUAAAAGUGCAAGCAGAUAAGAGCAUUCUUGGUGUCAUGUCAUUUCCUGCUGUUUAUAAUAAUGAUAAUAUAUUUUCUUUGUCUCUGAAGUACGUGACUUCAGAUUGUAUAGUUCAGUCAGCCACAAAAUUUUUCAGCCUCGAUUCUGUUUUAGUUUGUAGUUUGAUGUGGGUAGCACAAACAUUGUUUUUUCACAAGUAUCAACAAUGUACAACUGUAUUUGCUUGAAAGGACCAAGAAUAUUAAAUGUCGCAAGAGCUGGAAAUUUGUGUCGAGCAAAGAUCUCACGUGUACCUUCCCAUUGUCUUGGUUAUGUGUAGUUUUUGCAGCAAGCUUUGUCAAUGAAUUAUUUUGAAAACUGGCAAUAAGUUUAUUGAUCAAGGUCAAACUCCCUCAACUAGUUUGAAAGAACCAAAGAGAAAACUAGGGAGAAGAGUACUCCUCUGAGCUGUAUUUUUUUGUUGCAGCUUAUUUAUGCAUUCCUGACCCUUAAACGCUGGAGUGAUGGUGUAGAUUCCCAUGGGGCAUUAGGGUUUGGUGGCGUUCUUCUUGUCACUGUUGCUGUAGCUUCAGGCCUGGGAUUUUGUUCAUUCAUUGGAAUCAAAUUCAAUGCUGCCUCUACCCAGGUGAGUCUUGAAAAAAAUAAAUUUGCUUUGAAUUAACCCCACUUACUCUGUAAACCCAGUGGUGGUUUCACUUAUUUAUAUUCAACUUUGAAUAUGCCUGAGCUCACUGCCACAUCAGUUACUUUUAAAUGGCUUCAAUAAUAGCUUUCAAAAAUAUGCACAACUGCAUCUGUUAUGGCAAAACAAAGGCUAAGAUGAUAGCAUGAUGAUGAUGAUGAUGAUGAUGAUGAUGAUGAUGAUGAUGAUGAUGAUGAUGGUGAUGAGGACGAUGACGUUGAUGACGAUGAUGACAAUGAUGAUGAUGAUGAUGAUGGCAAUGAUGAUGACAAUGAUGAUGAUGAUGAUGAUGAUGAUGAUGAUGAUGAUGAUGAUGAUAAUGACAAUAAUGACGACGACAAUGGUGAUGAAGAUGACAAUGAUGAUGGUGAUGAUGGUAAUGAUGAUAAUGAUAACAAUGGUGAUGAUGAUGGCAGUGAUGAUGACGAUGAUGAUGAUAAUGACAAUGAUGAUGACGAGGAGGAUGUUGAUCAUAACAGAAGUAGCUCCUUCACUAUUAUUGCUGACCGUUUCACCUACUACCAAAUAAUACAAAUUAAACUCAUCACAAAUAGAUGAGCUUGGGAACUGGUGCCUAAAAGGUUAGCGGGGUGCCAGAUGCCAAGCUGCAGGGGAGGUAUCCAUGGCAACCCUGGAACGCGGGAACCACCCAAAAGAGCGCAAGAAUCUGCAAUGAUUCGCAAUAGCAAAGCGUUUGAUCCGCAAAGAUCAGCUGAUAACACUGCACGUGUAAAGCAAUGAACCUUGAAACCCUGUGAAACCUCUAGAGGCCACCCCAAAGGUCACGUGCUGCAGAUGAGGGAGACCGCUGGCUGCAUUUGCUCACAUUUUAACUUUGCCUAAAUGAUAUUUAGCCACAUUUAACCUAUUAAUUGAUAGUCAAGCAAGCUAUGGUGAUCAUGUCAUGUUAUUUUGCAUAAUCUUGUAAGGAUUACAAUGUAGUAGUGACAUGUGUCCAUUUACUGACCAAAAUUAUCAAAUACCUUUGAAAACUUUUUUUCUGUGCAGAUCCUGCCAUUUCUUGCUCUGGGUUUAGGUGUGGAUGACAUGUUCCUGCUUGCGCACACUUAUUCCACUUCAAAGGAUAAAACCAAUGUAAGUUAUUAUAAUUGUUUUGUUGCAAAAUAAACAUACUACACUUGCUGAGAAUGAUGAAAAUUUUAUUUAACUUUUGUUAAUAGACCUAUUCGGUUAUCUCAUUGUUGUACCCAAUUCAAGUCUCCCGGAGUGAAGAUUCUUUGUGUAUUGUAUUAUGGCAUUCACAUUUAAAUGAUAUGGAAAUUUCUGAAACAAAACGUUUUAUUCCUAAAGGGUUUGAAUUGGGUACAACAUUGAGCUAGCCGAAUAGGUCUAUUUCCUAAAAAUAGAUCCAGGUCCUUUUGAAGUCAUCAUUGAUAGAAUGAGAUUGGCAACAGGUACUUUUAAAGGGAGUGAACAAUGUACCCAUGGCAACCCUAUCAAUAAUACCACUCAACAAAGAACCAGUGAUGAAACCAGUGGAAUAGUGAUGUGAACUAUGAUGUACUGACCAGGCCCCAGUUGUUCGAAAUGGAUAAAUCUCUGUCCAGGGGAUAAUGUAGUAGUACUGGUUUCCCCAAUUCUUAUCCACUGGAUCACGUUUUAUCUAUUGAUACGUGCAAUCCAUUCCUUGAACAAACCUGCAUCAGUUGGAGAGGGUCAAUCAAUCCAAACUUAAAUUGUGGCUGCUUUUACCUGUGCGUCACAAGGAUUAGCAAGCUUUAAAGUGGACACAAUAUAGUAGCCCUUUAUACCCAUGACAGCUACCUCACAGAGCACCUGAUCAAAAAAGGUACUGCUUCAGACCCAAGUUUGCCCAAUUUGUUAGUUAGUCACAGUAAAGGCCAGGGAUGUCUCUUAGAGCGGGCUGCUCGCUAGUAUCACUGGCUAAAUAAGGGCUUACCACCAGCCCAAAUAACUCUGGAAAACCAAAAAUGGGAAAUUUUGAAGGAGCAAUUGACUAAAAAAGUCAGCUUGACUAUUAAAAAAGCCUGCUAGCUUUUCCUUAGCUACACUCUGAAAGACUUACAGGGUGAGUGGCCUGCUAGGUUUCCCUGCAAAAACUUUACCAGACAUAAUCAGUAGAAUUAAUGAUGUUUAAGUCAUGACUACAUUAUUUCUUUUUAUCCCAGGAGCCAGUGGAAUAUUGUCUCGCCAGCACAGGUGUCAGUGUGUUCUUAACAUCAUUCAACAAUAUGUUUGCCUUUUUCAUGGCGGCCCUGAUUCCCAUUCCAGCAUUGAGGUCCUUUUCAUUGCAGGUGAGUACCGGCGUCAGGAUGCCAAAUGUAAUACUGAUUGGUGUGGAGUUGCUAGUUUUAUUGCUUUGCCAGUAAUGUAGCUGAAUUGAAAUUUAGGCCUAGUUAAACUCAAGACAGGGCUGGCUAGCAGGCUAUCGGAUUAGAUAUGUGGGGGUUUUACAGCCUUUCUCUUUAGGUCAAGCGCUGAUGAAAAUAGCAAUAUUGAUAUCGGCGCUAUAUAAGUAUUAUUAUUAUUAUUAUUAUUAUUAUUAUUAUUAUUAUUAUUAUUAUUAUUAAACCAUUAUGUUUGUGUGUCAUUGCCUGUUGUGGCUGAUGCUUAUUUUCUCCGGACCGUUCCCCCCUUUGAUAAUUAUUAGGUAAUUAUGUUACAUUUCACUGGUUUGUAGUGUUACAGUGUUUCGAUGGAUGCCCUUCUGAAGGUUGUCAAGGAUAUGCAUUACACUCAGCUGCAGUCUAGAACUCCACCAGCCUUACACACACUCCCCCCACACACCCCACGCCCAUCUCUGUUGGUAAGUUUGAAGCCGGGAGGGAGGGCAGGAAGCACUUAUUUAUAGGGGGAACCUAAUUGAGGCAAGGCACUAUUUUGCAAAUGGUUCUGUUAACCACGCUGUGUUAUUUUUCUGCAGGCUGCCAUUGUUGUUGUGUUCAAUUUCUUUGCUGUGAUUGUUAUCUUCCCUGCAAUGAUUGCUGCUGAUAUUAAAAGAAGGAAAAGUGGCAGAUAUGAUCUAUUUUGUUUUUGUCAAAGGUAUACACAGUUGACUUUGUCUUAACGAACAUCUCUAUAAGAUGGACACCUGUGUAAAACGGACAACUAGAGUUGGUCCCUGCCUUUCUUGACUCCCUUUUUUUCACUCUCUAUAAGAUGGACAUCUAAGACACCUCUGUAAGACAGACAUUUCUGUGAAACAGACACACAGAGUUGGUCCCUGUUUUCCUUUAGUCUCUUUGUUUCUCUCUCUAUCAGACAGACAUCUCCCUAAGACACCUCUAUAAGAUGGACACCUCUGUCAAACAGACACCUAGUGUUGGCCCCUGACUUUCUUUAGUCCCUUGAUUUCACUUCCUAUUAGACAGCAGACAUCUCUCUAAGACAGACUCUAAUUGCCAGUCCUAAAGGUGUCCAUCUUAUACAGAGUUAACUGUGCAUUUUCAUUUAAUUUUAUCAAGAGUACAUCUUACAACAGUAGUGUGAGGGGGUUGUUGGGGUUGCAGUUGUGUUACUUCAAAACCUUUGCCUGAUAAUGAUGCAGCGGUUAUGAAGUGGAUAAUUGAGUAUUCGAAUUAUCUCCUUAUAAAAUUGCAAUAGUGUUUAUUUCUUUGAGACUAUCAUGUUUCUGUAUUGGUGUCAUAACAUUAUUAAGUUUCCUUCUCUUUACUGUCUUCCUUGUAGGACGGAUCCCCAGAGGAUAUCUAUAACACCAAGCACAUCAGUCGAUAGCAGUCUUGUUCUUCAUCGUUAUCAUAACUCAUCAAACUCCUUGUCGGACUCCUCAGCUAUUGUACAGGGAGUCAGCAGCACUGUUAUUCUUCCUGGGAGCAUCCAAGCAACAGCAUCACAAACAAUACAUUUACCUAAUGUUGUGACUGUUCAAGCCUCUGCUCUUGCAGAGGUGGGUGGCCAACCAGUCUCACAGCGGCAGCACAGGAGAUGGCAUGGUAGGAAAGGUAAACAAGUGUCAGAAUCAGAGGACAUUGAACUGUCAGCCACCAGUAAUGUUUGCAGUGGUAAUGGUGUUGGCAUAGGCAGAGGUAAAGCUGGGGCAUCAGCAAAUGUUGUGCAAGUGCAGGUGGCUGGAUCAGUGGCUGCAGAACAAAAAAGCAGCAAAGAGUCUGCUUCAAAACCGCCUUUCCAAGGCUAUAGCAGAGCAUUCAAAGUUCAUCCAGAUAAGAGUGUGAUUGACAGAUGCAGUUGCAUGGAUCCUGCCGCUUCAUCAGAACAAAGAAGCAAGAGACAUGCUGCAAGAAGCACAUCAAAGGAUAGUGUUGUCAAUGAAAAUGCCCGGUAUUUUGCCAAAAAUUAUUCAAAGGACAGUGUCAUCAAUGACAAUGCUGUACUUUUUAGGAGCAGGGAGGAGACUAAGGCAUGGGCCAGUGCACCGAGAAAUUUUCAAUUCCAGGUGUCAGCAAAUGCUGUGUCAAAUGGAGAAACCUCCAUGGCCACAGCAGAGUGUUCUUCUGUGCCAGAACCUUCGAGAACAUCAAGUUCACACUCGAGAUCUUCAUCAGGAGUUGAAUCCAUGGAGAGAGCUUCUACAUCUGUCAGUUGGUGUGACACUCAAGGAGCAUUCAGCGGUUGCUGGCAGAAGCUGGAAUUUCUCUCACUUACUGCCUUUGCCAGGGACCAUUAUGGCCCCUGGCUGCAGAAAAUGCCAGUUAAGGUAUCCAUUCGUUCUCAGUAUAAAAUCAAUAUAAUUCAAGAGGAAAUUGCACUUCUAUAACAUAGCGAAAAUAUGUAGACAAUUGCACCACUAUUGUGUCUGUUAAUACUUUUGUUGGGUUGAUUGUUAAAAGCUUCCCAUGAAAACUCCUUGAAAGACAACUCUAGCUAUUCACGGUACAUACAUGGUCCGAAAUUAACUUUUUAAUACGGGCACAAACUGGCGAUCAAGUAUAAAUUUUUGGUCGCCAGGGGGUAAAUUGUGGUGGCCAAAAAUUCCCCCUCCCUUUUCUUCAAAUAAAAGUUUAAACACAAAAUAAGGAAAAAUGUAUUGUAAGGACGUUUUUAUGCUCAAAAAUUGCACUACUUCUGCUCCCGAUACUAGAAGGCAACCAUACAUGUACAAGUGAAAUCUUUUUUUUUUUUUUCCACAAGUUACCUUUUGGAGAUUACAGAGCUAUCUGAUGUAGAAUGUAGGAACAGAAAGCUAUCUGCCCAUGACUGCACUGAUCUUAUCAAAACUCUAUUUUCUUCUGAUAACUACCACUAAACACGAAACAUAAACACAAGUCAAGCCACUAUGUUGCUCAUACCAGCCACAACCAUGCCACAUUACUCGUACCAGUCCACAUACAUAAUGUACUUACGUAUUUCAGCUGAAAACAACAUGGCAGCUUGGAAACGUUCGCCUCGUAUAAGGAGAAGUUUCCUCACCUUUUAAGUAUCACGCAUCAUGGACUAUGGGUGGCUUACAGCUUAUAAAUGGACUUAUAGCAUCUGCCAGUGGUGCCCUUGUAUGCUGAUGUCUAUUGUUAGCAUGUAAAGAGGGCAUGUCUUGUUGUCCUGUAAUCUACUACAUUAAAUUACAUUGCAAGUACACAGAAUUUCACAGAAUUAUACGAUCUGUCUUUACAUUUCCUUUUAGAUCUUUGUUUUGUUUGUGUUUGCCUGCCUCUUUGCUGCUGGUGUGUAUGGAAGCAUGAGAGUUGAAAAGGGCCUUGAUCUUACUGAUGUUGUGCCACGAGAAAGCCCAGAACACAGAUUCGUUGAAGCCCAAUUCAAGUUUUUCUCAUUUUACCACAUGGCUGCUGUAACCAAAGAAGAUUUUGAUUAUGCUAAUGGCCAGGAACUCUUGUAUCAAUUUCAUGCUGCUUUUAGAAAGGUAAGUUACCAAAAGGUAAAAUAAUAUACAGUAUGAAUAUUGCAAAAUCGUGCAUUGCAUGCACAACUUAUAGAUAAGUCAGUUUUCUUGCAAGUCAGUUUUCUUUGUGCGAGCUGUACAUGUGAAAUUGAGAUUAGGAUUGCCGGCUCCUGUGGUUGCCAUCAAUGAAUCAUUUGCACAGUGACGUCAUUUUACUAGACUAAGACCAGAAUCCUUCAUUGUUUUGCUUUCUUGUGCAAAUUAGGGCUUUUGUUAUUUAAACCACACUCGGAUUAAAAAAUAUAAAUAGAGAAAAACGGAAGGGAUUCUGGUCAUAGUAGUAAAAUGUUGCCAUCAUGUAAAUGGCGUAUUAAAUUAUAGUGACCUAAAUACUUGUAAUUGCAAUUAAGAGUGACCUUUAAAAUUCCCCUUGCAGAUUCCAAACAUAAUCAAGACACCAGCAGGCGACUUACCACACUUCUGGUUGAUCUACUUUAGGGAAUGGCUUGAAGGUAUGUCUUUAGAUAGUAUUUUUAAUCACUCUUUUGAGGUCACAAGGUGAUGUCAGAUUGAACUGAAGUGCCCAGAUCUCAUAACCAGAAUUAUUACGUAAACACCAAUGAAAUACCAGGUGAGCUUUGGCACGAAAACUUGAUAUCUUCACAAGUGAAAAUAUCUCCGUUGUUAUGGCUACACAAUAAAUUGCGCCUUUCACACCAAGAAACUAUCAAAGUGAAAUGGUUUGGUAUUUCAUUGGUGUUUAUAUAAUAAAUAGAACAUUACAUGGCCGCUUAGAGAUAUGAAAUUCCUCCUCUCGUGUUGAAAAAAUAUUUCACUUGUUCGUGAAAUAUUUUUCAACACUCAAAGAGAAAUUUUGUAUCUUUGCAUGGCCAUGUAAUAUCCUCUAUUUAUGUAGAACUCUGCGCUCUAGCAUGGGUUGAAAUAUCUCUUCCCCUGUGCACAAUUUAUAUGACAGAGCUGUUCUUGACUGUUGGGUCACUGGUUAUGGGUGGCUCAGGGGUAAAUGGUUUAAAAGUAGUAAAUUUAGUCAUACUUUUGAAUAGCAAGACAAUGGAAGUUCUGACUCAGCAUCUCCUUGCUUUUCUCAGGCCUUCAAAAGGCAUUUGACAGAGACUGGAAUGAAGGGAGAAUAAAUUAUUCUGGCUGGCAGGCAAAUGCUUCGGAUGACGGUGUAAUGGCAUUCAAAUUGUUGGCCCAGACCGGUGAAAAAGAGUCAGUCAACCACUCAAUUGUGAGUACUUUCACUCCGUUAUUAAUUUCAUUUUGUAAAAUGCUGAAAAACAAAUAGUACCACUUGAAAGGACUAGCAAAGAGGUUUCAUUUGAAUGGUUCAGACCAAACAAUUUUUUCCACAUACUCCAAAGUUAGAAUUACAUACAAAACAAAUAGUAACAUGUGAAAGUACCGCUAAAGAGCUUUCAUUUGAAUGGUCACUUCACAGGAUUUUGUCCACAGACUCAAAAGUUAAAAUGUGCUAUGAGACUAUAUCAUUUAGCACUGGCAGUAGAUGGGUUAAUUCACAGCAUCAACGCAGGAGGGAAUAAAAAUAAGGAAAAUUUUAGAUUUAACCAAUAGAAAAUAAACGUUUUCCUAGUUUGCAUGCACCUGAUAUAAACACUAGAAGGUGUUUGGAGAAUUUGGGACAGUUUAAUAUUCAUACCCAUGAUGAAGUUGAGAUGAAGUUAGGGGCUUUUAUUAUAUAGACAUGAGUGUUUUGCUCGUGUCAAAAACAAUAUUUAAUUACUCACUCGCUGCGCUCAUUCGUAAAAUAUUGUUUUGCCACUGGAAAAUAAAAUUCAUAUCUUCGCCCCACUGUGUAAUAUCCUCUAUGUAUACACUUCUUAGCGACUCAGAGCACGCUUACUAUUUAAGUUAUUUUUAAUGUCAAAAUGGACUUGUUGUGAAGUUAAUUGAUCUUAACCUUGCUCAACAGGUCCGUAGUGUGAGGUUAGUCAGUGAAGAUGGAAUAAUUCGCCCAGAAACUUUUUACAAGUACCUGAUGGUGUGGUGCAGUAUGGACUACCUAGGGUAUACCUUCUCACAGGUAACUAGUGUUUACAUUUAUCAUGAUAUUGGCUUUCAUAGCCCCUGCAAAAAUUUUUCGUUUCAUAUCAGAGCCUUGAUGUUUUGGGUGAACAUAACUUUGUUGGUUUCCAUAUCACCUCAAUUUCUCUUUGACAUAACGAUGAUCGUUGCGGGUGAUCUUCUUUGUAAACAGGCUUUAAUUUUAUAAAUUAAUUUUAUGUAUUUUUUUAUUUUAACAUUCAUCUUUUUAAAUGCUAUUACCGUUAAUUCUGUAGUUUGUAAACAUGUUGAGGAUAUUGUAUAUAUUGUUUAUUUAGCCUGAUUGUUUUUACCGUGUGUAAAUAAAAGUGAUGGUGAUGAUGAUGAUUAAUUAACCAAUAUUGUUACAUGGAGAAAUUUGACACAGGUCACUUUUUUGUACAUUGAGUUUCAUUAUUUUUCAGUCAUGUUUCCAAGAUAGUUUUAGGAAAGCACAUAAAAGCACAUAGAUUUAAGUGAACUGAUAUUCUCAACUCUUGUCGUAGGCAAAUAUCAGGCCUGUACCAACAACUGGAGGACACUGGAGCAACAUAAGAAGUGUCCAAACAUACAGAGCUAUGCGAGGUAAAUUACAUAGCUUUCUCGAAAAGGCUUUUCUCCAAAAUGAAGGAAAAAUCAGCAAAAGUUAAUACCAACUAGCCAGUGUUCCAAAUACAUGUACUAGCUCUAUUCUUGUUCAUAUUGUUUCAGAAAACUCUCAUUGGUCCUUUUUUUGCAAGAAACGUAUCAGUGAUGCAUAAGAUCAUAGCUCUGAUUACUGUGUUUAAACUGUGAUGCAAAUUGUGUAAACAACAAGAAUAUUUGAGGAGCAAAGAUGAAUAGUCCAUUUUCGAGUUUGCUAUGACCGCUGAAUUAAAGAAGUGAAGACGCAUUUUUUACAGCCUUAGCCUCCAUCUGAAGUAAUAUAUUCACAAAUUCCAACGAGAAAAAGACCUGUUUAUUACUCUGUCUAUUGUGUAUAUUGAAAUUUCAAACACUUACUUGCCGGAAUUUCUGAAUAUUUUACUUUACAUCGAGGCUAACCCUGUAUGAAUGUUUGUAUUCAGCGGUAAUUUUUUUAACGAAACCGGACUAUUAAGACUUUUAAAAUUUUCUUGUACUCAUGUGGUGGAAAAGACACAAGUUAAGAUAGUUUUAAAGUCUCCUGUUGAAAAUUAUUUAACCCUUUAAGUCGCAAUAGCGAUCAACAUCAAUUUUCUCCUAAGGAUAUCCAUUGAUUGUCAAGAGAAAUGGUUAUGAGACUUAAUAAAAUGAUCACCAAAGAGAAAAUGCUUCCAUCUUUUAUCAAAUUCUCUCAACUAAUUCUUAAAGGAAAUGUAUAGAGAUCAGUUUGGAGAAUUUGUAUGUGGAUAUUGGGGCUCAAAGGGUGAACAGUUCUGGAAGCUCCACAUGUUUGCUCUGUGAUAAGGUUCUAAAUGAUUUCAUUUCGUUGUGAUUUUCUUGACAGUUGAGCCGCCAGCACCACCAAUCAACUUUUCAUUUAUUCCAUUCAAUCUCAUCAACAUCAGGAACACAAACGAUUUCAUUGACAUUAUAAAGGUAAGAUUAAUACUACAUACACUGCUGAGGGUUCACUUAAGGGGAGCGAGUUCUUUGCUGUGCUGUUAUCAUCCAUCAGUUCCCCAGGGUGUGCUUAUGCAGUGCCCGGUGGUCCUCUCCCAGUUUACUUUUGGUCUUGGGCGACUUGGAGACCUUAGCUUUUCCUUAAAACUCACAUGCUGGGCACCCUGGAUUUCACAGGUUUCAACCACUGGUUUCCUUCAAUUUGUCUUAGAACAAAGUCAUAAGAGCACUUAUGGCUUGAAGUGAAAAUCAAUAUUUUUUGAGUCAUAAGCAGAGUUAUAAGCAUGGCGGAACCAGCGACGGAAGAAUCAGAAUGUUUCUCUUUUCUUCUGGCUCCGCUUAACUCUGUCGCUUAUGAUCUAGUGAAGCAUAUCAGUCUAUCCACGCCAUUCAUGGUAACGUAGAACUGGAAGCAGUUUCAUGUAGUCUUAAAUAAUAAGACUAGACCAUUAUGUUUCAUUGUAGUCUGAAAUGUCAUACGCCUCCACCCCUAACCCGGAGGAUGCAGGAGAGCCCCCCCAAUGGGAUAGGGGGUGGAAAUGUGUGACAUUUCAGACAAGUUUCAAAGCCUAAACAUAGUUUUAAAUAGUAGAGUUAAAUAUUACCUUUGGAAGUCAGUUGAUGCAAAUACACGUUUUUGCGCUUAAAUAAGGUAGCAAUUAACAUGAAAUGGCCCCUUAAAUCAAUAAAACUCCUUUUCCUUUUUGCAGAGUGUCCGUGCAAUUUCAGAUGAGUUCUCUGACAAGGGCUUGCCUAAUUAUCCUAGUGGAGUCCCAUUUACUUUCUGGGAACAGUAUAUUUGGCUGGGACACCGACUUAUGGUUGCUGUUUCCAUUGUUCUUGCGACAAGCUUUGUUGUGAUGGCCGUUAUUCUGUGCAAUUUCUGGGCAGCAAUGUUCAUUGUAAGUUUAUGGUCAUUUCUGAUGCGAUAAUGUAGAUAACACAGGUAUUUGAAAAGAUCAAGACAUUUACAGACUGAGAGUAGUGGUCUUGCAGGGGUUAACUCUUAGGUCGUAUGAGUGACAGACAUUAAUUUUCUCCUAACAACAUCAGCAGAUCAUCAAGAGUAAAGGUUGUGAGAAGUACUAGAUUGAUUACCAAAGGGAGAAAACUUUGAUCUUAAACCAAAUUCUCUCAACUAUUCAUAAAAGAAAUGCAUAGAGAUCAGUCUGGAGAAUUUGUAUGUUGAUCAUGGGGCUUAAAGGGUUAAGGUUUGAAAUUACACCAAGGGUUGAGGGAAGCGGGUUCAGUCAUAGGCUGUAUGGGUACAUGUUGUACAUCUACACUUCCCAGUUGGCAAGUUUGAGAGAGGCUAGAGACGAAAUCGUGUUGUCAUGUCAUGUACAGUAAUCAAACAAAAUGUAAAUGCCAUUUUUUUUAUAGUACAAAUGCUCUUAGCCACUCUAGCUACAUGUACAUAUACCGUAUUUAUUCGACUAAGCGCCCACCUCGAAUAAGCACCCAUCCUAAAGGCAGAAAAAGUUAAUAAGCUCCCAGCCUCAAGUAAGCGCCCACUCCCACCCCACUCUUUCCAACACAAACUCAAAUAAUAGAUAAUAAGAGACCCUCCCGAUGCUUUGUUACAUCUUCCCUUUUUGUCAUUACCAUAAAUUGUUUUGUUGCAAAAUAAACAUACUACACUUGCUGAGAAUGAUGAAAAUUUAAUAAGUGCCCAGCCUCGAAUAAGUGCCUCUCUCAAAGCCCAAUAAUUUAAUAGGCACCCAGGGCGAUUAAUCGAAUAAAUACGGUAGUUUACAGAUACUUUAUUCAUAUAAUUGCAAAGAAAUUAUGGAAACAAGCAUUGCAUGAUUGACCUCAACUAACAGGAGGCAAUCCAGCAUUUACAAUUGUGGGUGUGAGGUUAAAACUCUAGUGUACCAAGGAACAUAUUCAGCCAGUGGGUAAAGUGAGACUUGAACCAUUGGCUUGCAGGCAGACACUCUGAUCACAUACCCGCUGUGCCUUCUGGCAUCCCCAUAAGUUUUUUGACCUGUUUUGUUUUGUUUAUAGGUCAUAGUUUUAGCCAUGAUUACAGUAGAGGUGUAUGGCUUCAUGGGUUUGGCUGGCAUCAAGCUCAGUGCCGUACCAGCAGUUACACUCAUUCUUUCGGUUGGUGUUGGGGUGGAGUUCACUGUUCACAUGUGCAUGGUAUGUGCCAUGUUAGUUAUGGUACACCAAAUAGGUUACCUAUUAUAUGUGUUUCGGUUUAAUGCUAUCUUUGAUUUUAAUAUUAUUUUCCUCUGUCUUUAAGUUUGGUAAAUUAUGAUAAUGAGUUUGAAAUGAAGGAAAUAAAAUUUAAACCAAGAUUAAAAUUGAACCAUAAAGAAAUCAGAAUGUACAUUUGGUUUUUUAGUAUCCAAGUGAAAGUUUGAAAGCAAAAUCAGAUUCGAGCAGUGUCGUGAUAACUUGUUUUUGAACAAUAAGAGGCGAGUUGUUCAAACCUCAGAUGACUCUAAUUCGUGGGUUAAUAAAUUUGAAGAAGGGCAUAUGAAUGUAUUGUCAUGGUAAUGAACCCAGGAUUUGCGGUUAUCACCCAUAGAACCACUCGGCCUAGAGCAGGCCUCGUAAUUUAAAACAAAAUGGCGUUUUUAAAUUAUAAAUUGCCGCUUUCGUUGCUAGGUUUCGUUACAGACUAAAUACACGGAUUUUCAUAGUGGCAGAAAAUUUCAGAUUACUCGGCCACUUCUGGGAACGCUUAAAACUGAAUGAUCGAGACAUAACUCAAUAAAGCACUGUUGUCACGCAACGCGUUGCAAAUAAGUGGCCAGGAGUUCUAAAAUUUAUCCCAGUCAUAUUUUCUCGCUUUUUUGUCACGAAAGCUUACCUGUAUCUGCUUUGCUUUGCUUUGCUUGCAGCAAUUUUUAACCAGCAGAGGAGAUAGAAAUCAGCGUAUGCAACGAGCAGUCGAACACGUGUUUUCGCCAGUCGUAGAUGGCGCUGUCUCAACGCUACUUGGUGUCAUUAUGCUUGCGGGAUCAGACUUUGAUUUUAUCGUCAGGUAAAGUUGUCAACAACGGAAAGUUAGAUGUUAUAAACGCCGAAACAUAGGAACUCUUUCAUCUCUACGAUUACUUUUUAAGUAUGGCGCAAACCUUGUAGCCACGCUUUCUAUCGCACAAUCCUUCACUCUGUCUCUGCCUAUCUUCGUAAAAAGACUUCCGAGUCUUACUCGUUUUAAAUUUUCAUAGAAACUCGAGCCUUGUCAAAAAUACCACUUCAUUUCUUCCGAUAGGUACUUUUUUCAUCUCUUGGCUGCAUUGAUUGUUAUUGGAACAAUAAAUGGCUUGGUGUUUCUGCCUGUUUUGUUGUCCCUCGCUGGCCCAGGUCCUGAGGUAAGUUUUCUUUUCUUUUUUUUCAGCAAGUUUCACGUGUGGGGCACGUGCUUGUGGGCGAAUUUUUCUUUCCGGCGUGUGCCGCAUGCUGUAUGUCAGCUUGUGCUAUUUCGAUCGAUAAAGAAGCAAAGCAGAAUUUUCAGCAAGUGACAUACCCCUGUAAUGUAGUUUUUUUUGACUACAACAAAGUAUUCCUUAUGCUGGCUCUUCAGCUAACAACCGUUAAGUAGUACCUUCAAUUGAAACUGUUAGCAAUGCUUGUUCAGAAUAAUAAUUGUCGAGAAAUGGCACAAGUUAAGGACAGACUAAUCCAAAAGCUUUCCUUUUGAAUUCAAAAUCCAGAGGUUUGGAAUCAUGGCAUCCAGAUUUUACGACCGUUCUUGAAUUUGGCUGGAUUUGAGGGUAUUUUUUGUGGCAGAAGUGUUUUUCGUUUUGUUCCUGGAUAGGAUUAACCUGUGUUGGUCUGUAGUUAAACCUAAGUGACUACCGUAAAAUUCCGAAAAUAUAAGCCCCCCUGGGGCUUGUACUUGGAAAAUUGCCCUCAAAUACAAAGGGAAAGAAAGCAAAAACUUUAAAUUUACGUCCAACUAUAAGGCUAACCCUAUCGAUUUUGAUACGCAAAUUUCCCUCCGUACAUAAGCCCCUCCGAAUAUAAGCCCCUCAAAAAGGGCCUUUGAAAAAUAUAAGCCCAUAUAAGCCCCGGGGCUUAUUUUCGGAAUUUUACGGUGUUAUAUUAAAAGCUCCCCUGAAAAUGAUUUUUUAACUGUAUGGCGUUUCAUGUGUGUGUGUGUGUGUGUUUUUGGCACUCGCCAUAAAGCUGGAUGAAAAGAUGUAACUGUUUCCUUCUUUUCCCUUUUUUUAACCGAAGGUUGAAGAAUUAGCGCCACCAAGAACGGCUUCCUCGGCGGGAUCUAAUAGAGAAUUUCUACCAGGUUCAAGCUGCAGGCAAAGAACACCUCCAACGGACUCGGAAAUUUGCAUUGUGGAAAGCAUCGCAAGGCAGGAAGAGAAAUCUUCUGGAUCCGGGGGGAGACGUCCGCGUCGUAAAAAGGGUCACCAUGGAAGUAACAGUCGAGGAAAUAAGCGAUCUAAUCCAAACAGGUGUACUCCCCCUGUGGAUUCUGACUCGUCUAGUUCGACAGUCACUCGGGUGACCACUCGGGCCACGGUUACAGUCGAAGUUCAUACCGAACAUACAUCGGAGAGAUCCUCGCAUCCGAACUUUCGCGCGGGGGCCCAAGCUGGUCGGCCAUUUCACAGCGAGGAAGAAAUUGAUGAAGAGGAGAUGCACAUCACCAGUUUAGAAGAUUAUGGCGACGACUUGAAGAGGUAGUUGAACGGUAAAAAUUAAGGUCGUUUACUGUCAGUCGCCAAAGCUUCAUGGACUAUGGCUUUUUGAGUAAACUUCGCACAGGCAUUCCCUUCGUGGAUGAAUACGCGUGGAACACAUUACGUGCGUGGGGGAUAGUACACGCGCGACUCGAGUCGAGAGUGUAAUACUUCUCGUGUAUAGUGGAACCUCUCAAGAUAAGUGUACCCAAUCGGAGAAACGUUUAGCUAGAGUCGAUUACAUACAAUUCAAUUUUCUCCGUUUCAGUUUAGUGCAGAACAGCAAGGAACAGUAAAACUGGAUUUUACUAGAACAUUGCAAAGUGUAUAUUACCGGAAAAAGGGUUUAGAUCACAGGAACACUCAAUAAGAACCCAGUUACAAUUUAGAUUUAAAACGACGAAUAUUCACAUUAUUUAUAUUGGUGUACAAAGUUCAAAGGUGUAAUUAUCUGUAUCUACAAGCUGGCUUGGUCCACGUCAGUAUCCCAGGUAAUCAAGAAUAAUCUAUCAUAUCGUUUAUGGGUUUCGUUUAUAUUUAUAGAGAGAAAGUAGCGAGGUGGACAGCGAUAAUACAUACUUCCUCAACAUAAAUGGCGACCUGUAUUUUUGUUAAAAACAAAACCAACGACUGGAAAAAAAAAAAGAUUAGAGCGCAAGUGCUUUUUUCGAUUUUAAUAUGGAGAUUUUGCAAAGUUCUCUCCAAAUUGCACAAGCUGUAGGCGGGGUCAGCCACUUCCUCGUUUGUCUUCAAAUUACAGAUCCCCCCUCCCCUACCCCAAGCGUUGGACGAUUUCUUGAAUGAAUGAUUUAUUGUGGUUACGGUUUCACCCCCAUUAGCUUUACCAAAACACACAAUAAGCAAACAAAAUCAUUCGAAUGGUCACACUUGAGGAUGUAUUUAACAAAUUCAGAAGUAUUCUACGCAACCGUUUCCGUGUCGCGUUGCUUGACGAGACGAAGACGGCUACGCUGUCGGGGGGACUCAUUCAAACGUUACAACUACGUAAUCACCAAGAAAAAAGUAACACUGCAUUCUUUACACCAGAGGUAACGAAGUCUACAAUUGUUUUCCCAAGGGACAUAAAACAAAGACAGCUAACGCUGAUCAAGAAAUGAAAAGUACUAUUACGGAUGGCAAUUUUAAUCACAAAUUUCAUGCACUGAUUUGACGAAUUCAACUUUGAUGAACUCUUAUCCACUUCCAUCCUUACAAUUAUGUAUCUCAUCCCAAACGUUUGUUCCUUUUUACUGUACAGAAUAUUUUUAGAAGGUUUAGAUGCAUAUCGUAGUGUAAAAUGACAGUAAAAGUAGGUAUUUCUAUCACUUUGGGUCGUCAUUUUGUUGAAGGAAGUGUAAUUUGUCGCCUUUCUGCAUUCGCUGCCUUUCAAUAGGAAUUUAGCACCCUGUCCGUUGUCGUUGUCCAGUUGUUUAGCAGUGGUUGUUCACGUUUGUGGAGCCACUGAAAGGUCCACAAGCGAGUUAAGGGAGUUUUAGUCAACUUAUUGUCAACUGGUUAUUUUCUUAAGUCGUAAUUUAAGGUACGCUGCUUCAUUUUAUAAUUGCACUGAGGGCGGUUUUAGCUUGAGUGUCGAUGACAGUCAUGCUGCAACGCGCGUUAUCAUCGUUGUUGCUUCGAGGUCUCGUGACAAGUAACCAUAAGAAUUUUUCCCGCCCAAAAUCUCUGAGUUGGCAACAUUGCAAUUCUGUGGCGUCAGCGGACAGAGGCGAAUGUUGACCACUUUUGUGGGAGCAACUCAUCUCCUCUUCGUAAUAGUUCAUACCUUUCUUGAUUCGGAUCAAAUGGUUCAAUGCGGUUGACUCCUGUGAUUGUUGAUUUUACAUCGGUUUUUGUUCAGCGACGCUCAGUUGAAACCGCCCCAUUUUUUCUUGAACAUUUUGUGAUUCUAGGCAUUGCAGAUAUGCUAUUUUUAUGCGGGUUAUGUUGUAUAUCAGACACGAGUAGAAGCGUGUUUUAUCCAAUGUCUAAACACCGUAAAGUGAGUUGGAAAAAAAAAAACGAGUCGUGGCAGUUUCCUAAACCGACCUGUUGGAUUACUGUCUUUUUAUUGAGGAAGCGUAGGAAAUGAUUAAUAGUUCAUUAAAAAAUUCAAAUAAAUACCUCACUAGAUUAAAGGUAAUUGGAAUCCGAUUCUAAACCUCUUUUUUUUCUUUACAUGAGUUUAGCCUUUUAAAAAUAAUUUUAAACGCCAAUAGCUUUCCUUUAGAAUUUCGGAAAGUGAAAAGCACAAUUUUCUUUCUAUUAGAACUUUUGUUUCAAAAAGGAGACUUCUUCAUAUAGUUGGGUGGCCAACUUUCGUACCGUAUACAGUCGAACUUCCAUUGAACAGCCAUUCACUGUAUUUAGCGGCCAGUUAUCAAACUCCCAACGGACAAAAAUUGUCAGUAAAUCACGGUAAAUAGAAUGUUUUGAAAGGCCAAUUGUCCCUUUCGUUUUUCAGUCUGGAAUGUCAUACGUCUCCACCCCCUAACACGGAGGGGGGGCGCCCCCCACGGGUUAGGGGGAGACGUAUGACACUUCAGACGACUUCUGCGUGGGUAGAAGUUUAUGGAGGUGCGACUGAGGUAUAAAAAGGCUGUGGUCCAUAACUUAUUUAUUUAAUAACCCAUAUCAAACCGCAGACAAUAAGUUGAUUGAUAAUACUCCCGAUUAACCA
Molecule: messenger RNA, 49242 nt
Organism: Porites lobata
Lineage: Eukaryota; Metazoa; Cnidaria; Anthozoa; Scleractinia; Poritidae
Source: the annotation of a GenBank genome assembly